Molecule: messenger RNA, 53012 nt
Organism: Podarcis lilfordi (Lilford's wall lizard)
Lineage: Eukaryota; Metazoa; Chordata; Lepidosauria; Squamata; Lacertidae
Source: the annotation of a GenBank genome assembly
AUGACAUCACUAGCCAACGUCAUUGCUUCCCAGCAAUCAGAGUGGGUCUCCUUCAACGAUGGGCUGCUGCUACCGGUUGCCUCCCAGGGUAGGCAAAUUCCUUCCCUCUGAUGAAAUAGGCUGUUGCUGUAUCUUGAUAUAAAUAAGUUAGUCAAAGGAAACAAGGCAACUCUUUUACUCCAAUCCAAAGUCCUCUGUGGGUUGUACUUAAACAUAAGCAGUUUUUGUUUUUUGUUUUUAAGAAGUGCAGCCUCUUCUCCAUUCAUUCAGGAUAGACACAAACGGAUGGGUCUUCCUCCCAUGGGGUUUUGUGUUUUCCCAGUUGCUUGUUGCACAUGGGCCUACUAAAAUGGAGGAGCUCCUUGCAUGAAUAUGAAUUGCUUGUGCUCAGGGGUGGACCAUCCCAUUUCACUGCCUGAGGUAAAACGGGAAGCUGUUCCACCACCCUGCCAAAGCCUUGCUUACUGGGAUCUCGCAGCAGCUUCUGGUGAGAUAUUGUGAGAGCUCACAAAAGCACUGUGAGAUCUUGCCAGAGUUCCAUGAGAUUUUGCAAGAUCUGGCUGGAAGUCACUGUGGCACAGCCCCACCAGCAACAGUACCCUACCCAUGGGAUUCUGUGACCCAAGGCAGCAGCUUCAGUCUACCUCAUGGGCAGGCCAGCUCUGCUUCAGCAGUAGUUGUGACUUUUACUAGCAUGAGUCACUAUAGUGCAAAUCCAGUGUGAAGUAAUGGAUAGAGCAGGGAUGAAGAGCCUGUGGUCCUAUAGACGUUGCUGGACUCCAGCUCCCAUCGGCCCCAGCCAGUUUGGCUGAUAGUCAAGAAUGAUGGGAGCUGUAGUCCAGCAAUAUCUGGAAGGCCACAGGUCUCCCAACUCUGGGAUAGAGUGUUUCGGACUCAGAACUAGGUUGAAUUCCUUCUUCAACUCACAGGGAGAACUUGAGUAAAAUCUCUAUUAACCUAUCCUACCUUAAAGCAUAGUUAUGGAGUUAAAAUGGGGUCACCCUAAGCUCCUUGGAAAGACAGGCUAGAUGAAAGUAGCUAAAGGAUUCGAUUACAUGUGGGUAGCUAUGUUCAGUUUUUAUAUACCACCUCAAUGUGUUAUAAGAAAUUUGACCUAGGGAGGGGAAGCAGCCUUGUGCCGAACUUCUCCUUCUCCUAUGUAACAUCUAGUUCAGGGAUGAGGAGUCUGCAGCCCUCCAGAUAUUGCUGGUCUACAAGUCCCUCACUCCCAAGACCAACCAGCCCCAGAAUGAGUAGUGGAAACUGCAUUUAAGCUGUGUAUUUGCCCACCCCACCUUCACAUUGUUUCAGGCAGGGAUGGAUACUUGCUCAGUAUAAUGACAAUGGGACACAGUAUUGCAUUACAAAGUCUCUUUAAUGGUGGAAAGGAGAAUGACUCAACAUGGGCUGCCAUGUUUCUUAUAACAGGUAGUUUCACUCAGAAGCAUACAGCUGUAACAUUGCCCUAUACACAUUGAACAUUUACAAAUGAUGAAAAAGGAUGUUUAAAAAUUCCUUGUUACUUGUACAUUAUAUUGUGAUUCUUCUUGCAGGCCAAGCUGGAGAACCUCUUGAAAGGUUUCUGUCCUCCUCUGAUACUUCUUCUGAAGGCAUCCAAAACCUGGAUGGAGAAUUUCAGACACUUGCACAUGCAGAGCUGGGAGAUGGAAUGGACAAAACUGCUGCAGACUCUGUGUCCGUAUGUUUGCUUGAAAACCACCCGUCUCCAAAGCCUGAUCUGUCUUCAUCAUUCAGCACAUGGGUCCAGUUUGAAGAUGCACCCUGGCCUAGCACUUCACCAGAGAAUGCACAUACAGGUUGGGAUGUCACACUAAACCAAAGUCUAUUACAGUAAUGCUUGCAAAUGAUUCCAGGUUCAGUCCCUGGCAUUUUCAGGUAGGGCUGAGAGAGGCUCUUGUCUGAAACCCUCGAGAGCCACUUCUUGUGAAUAACACCGAGCUGGAAUGAUCCUGUGAUGGAGUAGCAAGAGACUGCAUUGAUGCAGCUUGCGUGCGCUUAGAUCGUUGACCUCAAGAAUAAUACCCAAGCUGACAAAGUUUGGGGGCUUCUGUGAUAUUUUAUUGAGGCUUCUACAUACCAGACCUCUUACGGCUUUGUUCUGCCGGGUAGUUAGUCCCUUGCUAAAAUAAUUAAGAAGCCAUCCCCUAGGCCUUGCCCCCACGCAUUCCACAGAUAUUUUGGCUUGUUUAUUGUCAACAUCGCAAGUGAAUCACAUACACACACACCACAUGCACAGAGUGUCUAAAAUACUAUCUGCUACUCCAUAUAAACCUACCUUUUUAACUGUUUCAGAGACUGUGUUGUUACUCCCUUCAAAGUUGAGAUGUUGGCAACUGGAGAAAGGGCAUUUUCAGUAGUGAUACCCUUGUUGUGAGAUUUUGCUCCUCCAGAGAUACUUGACUGGUACAUACUUUGCUAACUUUAGAGUACUGGGUAGAUAUAUUAUUAUUAUCCUGAAUUUUUAAGGGAUGAUAUGAUUCUGAUGAUUUUUACUGAUAAUUUUAGCAACACAGGAAAUAUACUGAGUCAGAUUAUUUGUCCAUCUAACUUACUGUUGUCUUCUCUGACUGGCAGUGGCUCAACACCUGCUACCUGAUCCUUUUUUAGGUGAUGUCAGGCUUUGAUCCAGGGGCCUUCUGCAGGGGAAGUGUUCCACCACUGUGCUAUUAUUUUUAUUUAAAAAACCCUGUUCUGUGAUUUUAAUUCUUUUUUUAAAUGCUAAUUGUUGAAUUUUUAAAGCUUUGUUGUUGGUUUCUUUGAAAGAAUUUGCUAAAAGUGUUAUUUUAGAAAUAACACUUAAUUUUCCCCCCUCCAAAAAAAUGUUUAAUUAUGCAAAUGUAUUGUGACACUCGUCCUGGCAAGGGUCACCAAUGGCAUGGGAAAUAGCCAUGUCAGUCAUACAACUCAUAUGGUACCCUGAUUGCUUAUGCUACCAGUGCAGCAAGGAACUCGGCCCUGUUUCAAUUCUCUCUCAUAUUGACAUCACAAUUCAAUCAGAUAAACUGCUGGGCAAAGCUGCACCCUGGAAUGUAGCAAGGUAUGAAAAGUAGAGCUAGAAAAGGCCUAUUGUGACAUCUGGAUCACACUCCUCUCAAGGACUUUGUCUGCUUCUAAGUGGCUCAAGUAACUAGGACUUUAUCUCACAUUCUUGGGGAGGCAUUUUCACAGCAGAACAAACUUCACAUAAUGCCGAUUGUGCUAUCCGCUCUGAAACUGGCAAUUCUUGAGUAAGAGAAUCGUACAGCUGAGGAAGAAGGAAAGCAAUAACUGAAAAUGAUGAGAGCUUGAUGGCAUGCUAAAAUUGGAACAAAUUGUACUAUCUUCGCUGCUGGAGGAAAAGUUUGCUAUAAGCUCAGGUAGCUGAAGAUUGAGGAUGUAUGUAAUAUAACUGGAACAAAUUUGGAGAGAGAAUUCUCAAGCAAGCUAUUCUAGAUCUCAUCCACAUCAUACAUGUAAAGCAUUGCUUUUAAGAGUAAUAAUGAAUCCUGGGAACCGUGGUGCUAACCUCAUAGAGCUGUAAUUCCCAACACCCUUAACAAAUUACAGUUUCCAGGAUUCUCCAUGACUGUUAAAGUGGUAUAAUAGUUCUUUAAAUGUAUGGUGUGAGUAGAGCUUGCUUCUAAAGACUAUGAAGGUACGUUCUUCUAACUGUGAUUUUGGACAUUUCAGAUUAUAGAUGCUGUUUGCGCUUGAGGCUUAUAAGGAAACAUAUCUCUGUUCAGACAUUCUGAAAUAGUGUGUACAGAGGGGAGAUGAGGAUCCCAGCCCUCCUCGCAUCCCAUGUAUUAAUAGUCUCUUUGCAGAGCAGGCAGGUAUGCGGUUUUCAUAGGUUUUUGUAUACACAUGUAUAGGAAAUGGGUUCCCUCAGUUCCUGCUUUCUGUAAACACACAUUUAGGUAUUUGCACUGCUUAUAUAGAACCAGCCACUGUAACUUAGGGUGAAAUUCAACACUACACUACUAUUCUGUCAAUGCAAAUAUUUUUGCUUGCUAGAUGGAAUGUUCUUUCCCAUCUUCUCCCCACAGGCUGAUCUCCCCAGAGCAGAUUUUGGGGAAAUGCAUGGGGGGGGGGAGAGCCCUGUUACACUAGCAGAAGACCUCUUCCAAGACUUCCGCUAGGUUAGUUGAAUCUGGCCCAUGGAGUUCUCCAAUGUGACCCUUUUCUGCUGGCACCAAUUCCCUUAAAACACUCUUAAAACUUCCUGGUAGCCUGGCAUUAGGUGUGAGAUUGUCACCAGUACUGGGGAUGGACCAAACUGUUAACUAAGACUGUUUGUUUAUCAAAGGGCUAAUUGUGUACAUAAGGAAAAGCUGAUACAUUGAGAUCUACACAUGCUUGAUGAUGGUUUCCAAGGACUCAAGAGAUGCUGUUGCUGAGACCUGCCUCUAAAAGGCUUUUACUGUAGGGGUUAUUUACCUCAGACCAAUUUCCCUGACAUUCCUCCCCAGCCAAAUUCACUCACAACCCAGUUAACUACUGGGUACAAUCUGCCUCUGACCCCAAAGCUCCUCUGGUUGUACUUCUGGCUUCUUGGACAUUUCCCCUGUUUUAAAAAACCUUCAUGUGUCCUCUUCCGUUAAAAUCUUUACACAGUGCAGCCUAUUAGCCUAACUCAGCCACUGACUGCCUUCUUCUGGUCACAGCCACCAAAGCAUUGUUAACACACCGGGGAAAAAUAUACCAUAAUAUUCAGGAUUUCGCUGUCCACUUUCACCUCAACUUUCUGUGUUCUUCGCCUCACACCUUCCUCAUCAACUGUCGUUCCUGACUGACAGGUAAACUGCCCAUUCUUCACUGGCUAGAGCCUCCAACCAAUCAGAGCCUCAGACCCAUUGAAUUUACUUGAUCCCGGGCCCGUCUAUAAAUAUUAAAAGCAAUUAUCUCUUUCCCCUUUCGGAACUUGUCUCCAAGCAGCUACUGCUAAACAGUCUUGCAGCACAGUAAAUAGCACAAGGCCUUGGACUUCGACAUUUACGUUCUGACAUUAACAGAGGUUGCAGAAAGCACAAAACUCGUAGACAGACAUACACCGCAUUCCUCAGUAUACAACAUGGUAGCAAGUGUUUUGGUUUUAUAUUAGAAGGCUUAUAGCAAAUGGGGAGCACUGAUAGCAUCAAAUAACCAGCUACCCUGCAGAAUACUCAGGCAGCAUUUCCUCGCUUGAGGGAAACUUGAUAUAAGAUGGUCUGCACCAUCCAAUUCCCUCUUUUGUCAUGACUCACCUUUCCAGAACCCUUUUUAUGCUGCCUAGUUCCACAAAUUUCUUUCUUUUUUAAAGCCUUCUCUCCAAAAACAUUCUGCUGGACAUGUCCCUCUUCGGGAUCUUCUGAGAGAAGGCCUCUCACGUCAGACAACAGUUGGACAACUACUUCUGAGAACACCAGCAGCCCCAGUUUCACACCUUCCUAUACUGACCUGCAGUCCAUAAACACUGAAGACCUGACCAGUGGCAGAGCAUCUGCAGCAGACUCAACCGGUAAGCCAGCUUUGUGCUUCCUUCCCCUUUCAUUGGUCACAUUUCCCUAAAUAAACUGUUAACAUUGGAAUCUAAAUUUGCAAUGAAUCCUGGAUCAGCCUAUUACAAAUGCAGUAUCAUGAUAUGAUCUUCAGAAGAUGGCUUGGUCAACUAUAAGUUACCUUAUUCUUGGUGCUCUUGCUGAACCCAUGACUGGCCUACCCAUUUUAUUAAGUCUUUUAAAGAACAGUUUAACCAGACAAACAUAAAACAAGAAUAAAAAGUGAAAUAAAUAAAAGGUAUACUAUAUCAUUAUAUGAGUUAACAAUUACAAUCCCGUUUAUACGUCUCUGAUGUGCAGGUUUUAUUAUUAUCCAGAUGCAUAUAUGCUUAUUUUUAACCUACUAUAUUUUGUGUAAAAGUGUUCCAAAUGUCUUUAUACUUGUCCAUGCAAAGUCUACAUCUCUAAGCAAUUGGUUCAUAAGUUGCAAGUGCAGUCAUAUCUUCAGUCCACUGAUUAAAUGGAGCCGUUCACUUAUAUUUCCGGUGCAUCAGUAUCAGUCUUUUGGCCCUAGUAAGGGAUGAGAUGGACUGAGGCAGCCAUCUUGGGUGGCAGAAUCCCACGGGGCAGUGCCCCUGUGUGAGCCCUGCCCACCCCACCACCACAGGAGAAGCUGAGAGAAGCAGUGGUGGCUUCCAGUGAGAUGUCUCCGGAAGCCACCACUGCAUGACCCUGGUAAGCAAGGAUUUGGCAAAUGGGAGGCAGUGAGGUGGCACCUACCCAUUUUGCCUCAGGGCCACCCCAGCUGUGCCAGUUGUCAAAGAAGACCACUCGUGAGACUUAUGAGAAUGUUUUACAAAUCAAUUUAAUCUGUAGUUAAAAUAUUCUAGUUCCUUCAGCACAUUCACCUUUCCUUCACUGACAAGGAGAAACUUCUAGCUCCCCGCCCGGGGGGGCAAGAAUCUUUUUUUAAGAGCUAAAGAAGACCUGAUAACGUUUAUGUCUUUAGCCCUGAUAUUCCUGCUCUGCCCUUUCCUAGGCCAGAUGAGGACUGUGGCCCUGGGGGGACUUUAACCUUUCCCCCCUCCCAAGAUGGCUGCUUAUUAUGGGAGGGGGAAAUCAUGUACCCCAGGGCUAAAGGCAUUGCAUAACUUCUCAUGUACUGUUCUUUGGCCCUAAGACAAAGGAAAAAGCAGAGAGAGAAUCAAGACAACCUAUGGAGAUAUGUGAUGAGAUCUUUUGACUUUUUUAAAAAACAACUUUUACUCAGCUGUUGUGGGGGGCAGACUUUUGGUCAAAGCAGCAGAUCUGAGGGGGGAGUUCUAUAACCCUUUCUGUCUGUGCCAUUUUUGUAAUCUAAAUCCCUCCCCCCCCCAGCUGAUAUGAGCCUUACCUGGGGGGUGGGGUGGAAUACAGAUAGAUUACCUGCUUCCUCCAUAGAUUUUGCUCCUGUAGGAUAAAUAGUAGCUGGGGCGUGAUAGGGUUAAUUAAACACCCCUCCACCCAUUGCUGCUGUUCUGAUUAAAAUCUGAGUCCUCCACAGCUACUUUAAAGCUACAUCUGUUUUGGUCAAGAGAGAGAAACAAAUUGGCAGACCUGUGUGAUAAAAAAUAAUCUGAAGUAGAUUCUGCCUGCUGGAAUGUUAAGCUGUGCCCCUGAUAUGCCCAGAGGUGGAAAGCACAAAUAUUUACACUAAAGCACAUGAAGCCUGUGUUUGAUCAAAUUAAAAGCUGGACGUGGUCUGUGGCUAAUUCAUAUGUGGCCUACUUCAGGGCAGUGAGGUGAACUUUUGACAAGCUUCAAGGAUAGCUGUCCUAGGUUUAGACCUUCACCUUUCCUAGGUAAAAUUUACCCAGUCACAUACCAAGCAACCAGUGCUAUCUGAAUAUUGUGGGAAGGAUUUGCAAAUAGAUAAAAGUGUCUUUACAGGAUUUAUCAUGCUGACUUUGGGUCUCGGCUCUGCCAUGCGAUGUGGAAAGUCAAAUAUCUUUGCAAUGGGCGGGAGUUCAGUUUGAAGUAGGGCACAGUUGUGUCAGACUUUGUAUGGAAAUUCUUGGUCUUCUGCUUCUGAUUGAGGGGGAACACAGCACCGAAGUGUUCAGGUCCACAACUGCAAGAUACCGAGCACCCUGGAAAGCUGGUUUAAAUCCCCAGGAACUUCCUUUUAGCAUUACUAACAAGGAAUUGGAAAAUGUGAGCAACAGCCACUGAAAAAGUAGCCUGACUUCUAAAGGGUAUAUGGUUUCAGUGGCUCAAAAAUGACUAAGAGUAAGCCAGGACUCUGCACUAUGCAGGGCAGAAAUGUAUGUUUGAAGAGUUUUAGGGCAUCACAGUGAGCUGAUUUCUCAUGGUGAAUUAAAUACACGACUGAGAAUCUUGCACUCUCUUGAUGUGAUCUUUCAAGUGGCUGGAGAUCAAAUUGGUGAGGUUUUAGCAGUAGCACUAACAGCUCUUACUUGUAACUCGUUUCAUAUGCUCGAGUUAUUGGAGUGGGUGCGUUGCCAACUAUAAACACAAAGGUGGCAUUUCCCAUCAUAAUCAAGCAGUGCUUGAUCCUGCUCUAUCCUUAGGAAUGGGCAGGACCACACAUUGGGUGGGGGGGAGGGAGGGUUCUCAUGCUGAAAUAAGAGAUUCUGCUUCUUUGUAAUAUAAUGUGGUUGCCUCAAAAGCAUGGGAAAGGAUGAGGAGAUUGUACCGGUAAGAAGCACAAGAAUGUGGUUUAGCGAUGAUGAGAGGUUUAGAGGAUCGGUUUUAGGCCUAGCUGUUCUUAAGCACAGGGGGCUAAUUGGAAGCAGAUUUAGUGUAAAAGGAGAAGGGAAAGUCAGGGGGAAAUCUUGUAGGCUCAAAUGUUGGCUUCUCCUCUUGUAUGAUUUCUUCCUAGAUGCUCAGACAGGAUCUGUUGCAAUGUUUUUUCCACUUGGGGGAAAAAUGUCACUAAGAUUGAGUAUCAGUGUGUGUGGUGCAUCAUUUUAGAAGCCCAGAAUCCAAGGUGGCCAUGAGUGAUGGGUAUAAUAAUGCAUUAGGGAUGUCCAAUUUAAUUCUUGCUCUGUAUGAUAGUUUGUAUCAAAUAUGAAUCAUUCUAACGUACCUGUUUGGAGAGGGAAAAGCCCUAAUAUAUAAAUCUUUGUAUUUAUAUGUCAAACCCAAAGUUUCUGAUCUUAUUAUUGAAAUCAAAUUACCUCUUUUCUUUCUUGUUAAAAAACAGCCAGGGGACCAUGCAGUGUUCACACUUUUAAGCUCCCUCUUUUGCUGGAUUUUAACCCAUUUUUUAAUUGUCCAUUCCUGUAGGUGGUCUUUCUCUAAUGUUGCUCAUGCAUAGCCUCCUUUGCAAAUAUAGUGUUUUUCACUCUGAGGCCAACUACUGGACGUAUCAAUGGCUUGAUUCAUUAUAGGGCAUCUUCCUAUACUCCAAUUUUCCUAGGAGUUUGCUUCAUGAGAAAAGGAGACAAGAGAGAACAGAAAUUAAGGAUGGGAGGAAAUGCCCUUUUUGCUGUAGAGCCACGAAAGUAGGGAAACAGGGCUGUUACGACCCAGAAGAGUUCGUAUGGAACUCCUAGCCAGUUGGAAGGCUUCACAGUCAGAGCCUGUUGGAAUUGGAAAGAAGAAAAGUAGGAGACUCCUCACUCUUUCCCAAUCAUCUUAUGCUCAUGGAAUGGCUGAAUCCGCUGCUUCCAGUGGAGAGAUAUGAGUUCUAGUUCAGUGGCAAUAAUUUGGUUCCCUAUGACUUUUAUUUUAAAUCCUUUGGGCAGUUCUUACCUCAAACUCCAACACUUCACUGUUUUUGUUUUGUUUUUGUUUUUAAAAACUUGAUAGCGGAUUGGAGUUAAGAGUGGGUUAGCUAUUAAGAGUGAAACUUCAAAGAAAUUCCUGUGCGUGUUUACUGCAGAUUGGGUGAUCUCUACAUUGCAUACACAAAUGGCAGCAAAGUUUGAGCUUUUGCCUACUAUGAAAGAAAUGCAGCGCUACUAAAGAGGAUCUGCUGCUCUGAUCAAGAGUUUCUCUGGUGGACCUGACUUUGGGUUAUGUACGAGCAUGUAUCCCAUCUUUACACUGGCACACAAGGUUAUGGCAUGCCUGUUCACAAUAUCACAAUCAAUAGGGUUAUUCUUUUAGUGCAAGGUGCAUUUUGACUUGUUCUUGGUGACUUGUGUUUAAUACAGUUAGUGACUCAUCUAUAUUGUUAUGCUUUUAUAGAUCCUAUAUAGUGCAAUAAUUUCCUACUUCCCCUUCUCAUUAACAAGCUCACACACUCUGGAGGAGAACAAAGCAAUGUAUUUUGUCACUGGGAUUCUGGCUUCUUUGGCUGAAAUCACCAGUUGGCUUGAAAUCUGAGUUCCAGGCUCCACUAGAGUACGUAGGUAGGCGCCUGUACAGACACCUACUGGCUCCAGCCUUGAGGCUUACAGAUAGUUAUCGCAGAGGCGCAGAAAUGGGAAUGGAAAUUAAAAAGAGCACUACUGUAAUUUCCUGAAGUGCCCUGAAGCAGGUUUUGCAGCAAAGAUAUAAUUUCAUAGAUCUGCAUGAAUGGUGUGAAUGCAGACAAUUUAACCCCUGGGCUGCUUUCAGCGAUUUUGGAAAUGGGAGAGAGAACCUUCCUGAUGCUAUCAUGGAAAUAAUUGAUCACUCUUCAGAUUUAAUGCAGAAUUGAAAGCAUGUUUCCUCAUAAGUGUGACCUGUUGAAUUCAGUGGAACUUUUUUUGAAUAGUAAAAUAAGUGUGCUUAGGACUUCAGAGCACACCAGGCACUUCUGUCUUCCACUGCCUCCCGCAGUUUGGUCAAACUCAUGCUGGUAGCUUCGAGAACACUGUCCAACCAUCUCGUCCUCUGUCGUCCCCUUUUCCUUGUGCCCUCCAUCUUUCCCAACAUCAGGUUCUUUUCCAGGGAGUCUUCUCUUCUCAUGAGGUGGCCAAAGUAUUGGAGUCUCAGCUUCAGGAUCUGUCCUUCCAGUGAGCACUCAGGGCUGAUUUCCUUAAGAAUGGAUAGGUUUGAUCUUCUUGCAGUCCAUGGGACUCUCAAGAGAAUGUUGACAAUUCCUGAUAAAUGUAUUGAGACCUGGGGCUGUAGGAGGCCACUUUAAACUGAUUCAGGCCAGUGAUCCACCUGCCUCAGUAUUGUCUCCAAGGUUAGCAGCCCUCCAGGAUUGAAGAUGGGAGUCUUUUCCAGGUCUAACUGGAGAUGGCAGGGGUAGAAUCUGUGGCCUUCUGCAUGUGCUCUUCCACUGAGCUACAGUUCUUCCCCACCAAAGUCCUGCAUUUAUUGCUGCAUUUCCUUACUUGUGAGCUAUAGACUAGUAAGUGCUCACAGUCUUUUUAAAAAACAACAACAACAUGAAUAUAUCCUCUGGUAUACCUCCGUAACUCAGAAAAGGUCAAACUGCAUAUCCAUGAUUGGAUUUUCCUUCUUUGAAAAAGCUCACAGGAGAGGAGGGAUGUUAUAACCUUUUACUUGUUCACCGUUUCCCCAGGCUCAUCUCCAUCCUUAAGGUGCAGCUAACUCACAUUAAGGGGGGGGGGGGAAUAGUCAACAAGUACAUACAACUGCUGUUAACAGCAACAAAUUUGGAGCACAAACUGUAUUAGUGUCUCCCUUCACCUGUAACUCUCUACAGUUCGCAAGAAACACUGCUGUGCAGAGUGUUGACUUCUGCAUCCAUGUUCAAGCAGAUUACACACCUUGUGUUUUAUAUACAGAUUAAAAACACAUGCCUUGUGUUUUAUAUACAGAUUCUAGCUAGUGGAAUUGCACUUGUAUGCCUCUGAGUGAGAAAGUAAAUACUAUCUGUAUAAGGACUAAGGACUGGGUGUUAGAACGAGGUGGGCAAAAGCAAGGUGAUGGCCAUUAUCACUGAUUCCGAAGCUCUGCAAAACAGACCUUUCCUGUACUGCAAAAAGACUUGGCUCUGAAAGUGGGGCAGUUAGAUUCCCCCAUAGUGCUUUGCAGAGGCUCCUUUGUGGCAGGGUGUUCUCUAAUCGUGCAGUAUUAGGAUCUGGUUGGGAAGCUUUGCACAAAAGAACUUAGGGGCUCUGGAGGCUUUGCUUUCAUGAACUCAUUUCUUCUCCUGCUCCCGGGCUGAUUUGUUUGCAGAGGCUCGGUUGCCUCAAGCAACGUAAUAUCAGUGUGAACUAUGGGGUAUCCUUGGAGAUCUGCAGGAUUCCCUGCAAACCUUUUCAGCUAUUAGCCUUUUCAGAGGAUGAAACAAAUAGGCAUUUUCUUCAGUAGGAGCUAUUGCUUAGUCUCCCCUUCCCUUUUCUUUUCUCUGCCCCACCCCACUUUUCUGAAGUAUGUAAAAGCAGCUUGGUGUGUUUCACAGGCAGAUACUGUGAACAGUGUAAAGCAAUGCCUUCCAUGCCACAAUCUCUUCUGUUAGUCCUAAUGCCUUUGCAUCAGUCUUUAGCCUUAGGGAGAAGCAAUGAGUGAACUUGCAAUAUGCCUGACACCUGCCCAUGCCUCAGUGCUCUUGCUUUCUCCCUGAACUCCCCUUUCCCCAUGCCAACUGGGACCAUGUAGCGGCUACAGUCUUCUUGUUGCUUCUUCUGCUUGCCCCAUCCCAGCAGAUAGCAGCAUGGGACUGGCAGUGACUACCCCCCCAAAACACACACACACACACACACACACACACACACACUUUUUUGCAAGGCUCUGCAAAUCCUAUCUUUUCUAGAAUUGCAAUUUUGUGUGGGUGGUGCAAGUGUUGUGAUGGCGGGUGAUGAUGUUGUGUGAAUAUAUUUGUGGUGUGGGGGGAUGAAUGGGUAUAGAGGUUGUACCCUUGGGUUUAUACUUGUCCUAAACAAGCAUUCUUUUCUUCAGCAUUGGAGCAUGAAUCGUAAACAACAGCUAUAAUGCCAAAUGAGGGGAAUUGCACCCUGUAGUGAGUGAAUGAUCCAGAACUCACAUUUAAGCUAAGAUAUAUAAUGCCAAAUUUGUUAACUAAUUCUAACAAAGAGAUGUUUUGGUGGGUGGGAAGGUUGUGAAUAACUUGAAGUCAGUCAUACAGGAAAUUGAACCUGCCCCCAUUGCUCAUUUCAGUACAUUUCUAUUUAUUUAUUUUUUGGUCUUAAAAUUGUGUAUGGACAAUGCAAAUGGCAGAAGAAUUUCCUUGGAAGGUGAUCGCUGACAUGAUAUUAGCCGUGCAAGUGAAAAAGACCUUGAUAGUUAUGAUAGGGCCACUGAAUAUCUUUGCAAAGCUGCAAUGCUUACUUCAUUAAUCAGUUUGGUUAGCCCAGGCUUCCUCAAUCUCAGCCCUCCAGAUGUUUUGUUUCCUAUCAUCCCUGACCACUGGUCCUGCUAGCUAGGGAUCAUGGGAGUUGUAGGCCAAAAACAUCUGGAGGGCCGAGGUUGAGGAAGCCUGGGUUAGCCUUUUGGAAGACUGAAUAGGUGCCCCCAAUCAAAGAGAUAGUAAGGAUACAUGUAUCUAAUUUAUAAAAGCUUAUGGUGGCAAGAGCAACUCUAAAAGGAGUAUUCUGUCCUGGAUGUGAGAGAGGGCGAAAUGUCUCUUUUAAAUGCUCUGCACGUGUAUGCUUCAUCUGAAAACAAAACAGUCCUUGCCUGUAGAUUUAUGCAUAUUUAAUUGGUUAGAAACUCCUAUGAGAAGCUGGAAGAACCCUAGUUAUUUUUGUUACAACAUUAAGAACUGACAGGCACUCUCUUAUAGAGCCUUGUGCUAGCAAGAUAAGAAUUGUGGGAGAUAAGAGUUUGUCUUAUGGGUACAGAGUUUAUUUUUCUGGAAACUGAAAGUAGCUGAGCUAACAGCAGUGGUGGAACCUUUUCCUUCAUUUCUUUCAAGUUAUUCCUUCCUCAUUCGUAAUUAGUUGGUUUAUUAUAAAAGUAUCACAACCCAGUUAUAAUGCUUUUUAAGCUCUUUUCUUGCUCAGAUAUGUAAAACUUUGGAAAGAGGAGUGCUUAUUCUCCGCUGGCGUGGUAAGAGGCAUUUCUGUGGCAACCCAUUAGCCAAAGCAAAUGCCAUCCUUGUCCACAGCUUUACACAGUGUAAUUCCCUGUUAUUAAAUACAGCUGCAGGUGAGCAAACACUUCUUAAAAAUGCAAACGCUUCCCUUUAUUCAGUCUUUCUUGACUCUCCGUCUCUUAACCAAGGGAUGAACUCUGUGGCACGGUUAUGAAUUUUAAAGGGAGUUGAGCAAAGCAUUGCUUUGAAAUUAGCCUCCAUUGUGCCUUCACUGAAAAAGCAGUAGAGCAGCCCUUCUGCCUCGUAAUCUCUGUUAAUAAGGGUGACUGAGCACAUCUUCAUUAAACUGUUGGUGUUGCUGUGAUGGGGGAUUUAUUUGGCCCCAGCCUUCUUUCAGAUUCUGACCUCGAUGAAUCAGCCGUAAUGCUCACACUCUGAAAAUCUUUUGUUGCCUUGCUGCUGCUCUGAGAGCAAUUAGUAGUAAUGCACAAUAUAUUUGGGGCUAGGGAAGAACCCCAACACAUUCUUCCUUUUCUUCUCUUUUUUUAAUGAGGGGGCCUAGCUGUCAUAGAAUUCAAAGUUCACUUGAUUGAUUGAGCACCAUGUUAGCUCUUGUACCUAAAAACCACAAAAGACCAGGAGAACAUGUAAUAUUGCCCCUGAAUCAUUUUCUUCCCCCAUACCCUGUUUGCACACUUUGGUUGCCAAAUGUAGUGAGUUCUUCCGUGUGUAAAAUAUAAACCGUUUACCCACAACGAAGGCAAUUCUUGCAAUAUGAUGGCCCAUCCACAGAUUGCAGUUCUGAACAGAAGAGCAGAUAUUGGAAGCAAGCCAUGCUCUUCUAAGUGUUUAAGGAAAUCAAGCUUAUUGCGUUUUUGCAGGGCUGCGGCUUAAGACUGGUUAGAAGUGGGGGCAAAGAGAUUUUCGGGUUUUGACAUGGUUUUGACAUGGAUAUACAUUGAUGUUCUGCAACCAAUCUGUUUUGUUAGCCACUUUGGGCUUCCCUUGGGAAGGAUAAGCAAUAGGUAACAUAUUCAGAACAUGAAAUAUGUUUUGAAUUGCAAAACUGGAGGGUGUAUUAAGGGGGCUAGCUAUCGAGGGGGUUUGUUUAAUACCCCAUAAUAGCCAUAGCACUGUUAUCAACGUAUUAGAAGAACCAUGGUAUGUAGACCCAUGCAAUGCUUAUAGUAAAAGCUGCUCUGCAUGUCAAACCUAUGAAGUGGCCCAAUAUAGGUCAUGUGGUCUGAAGAACGCAAGGUAGAGGACGCAGCACACCACUGCUCUGAAUGGCACCCCUACACAGAUGUCCAUAGUUGACCCUUUUUCUGGUAUAUUAUGAGUCACACUACCCUCUUGUGGCCACAAGGUGGUGUUACCAAACUUACAUAUUCCACAACAUGGGCUGAAGCUGCCUUGCAUUGAGUCUGUCUUUUGGUUCUUCUAAGUAUGGUCAGCACACUGUACAGCUGACACCGCCUCUUAUUGCACCACAGUCAAAUAUUAGCCACCUUCAGACGUUCGUCCACAACUUUGUGCCUCUCUUCCAUCCACCCCCUUCCCUCAUGUGCUUGCUUUGGCGCAGAAGUGCUGGCUUGCAUUAAGCCAAAGUUUUCAAAUGUGGGACCAUGAGAAGGGCUUCAUCCCCGGAUCCAGGAACUCCAGCAUGCUAAUACAGGGACGAGCGUUGCUCCGAGAUGCUUGAGUCCCAAGUUGUUUAGGUGGCAGUACUUUAAAUUCAGCCCAGAAGCUUAUAGACACCCAUUGAAGAUCUUUCAGUAUUAUGUGAUCCCUGAUGGCUGCUCCAGGUAAUACUCUGACAGGCACACUUGGCACUAAUCGUAGUUUCCAGGUCAGUUUUAAGGCAGGUUCAUGUUGAGUGUAUUGCAUUAAUCCAACUGGGAGGUAGCCAGAGCACAGGUCACAGUGACCAGGUUAUCUCUGUCUAGGGCAGCCAUAGCAGACAAACUUGCCAGAGCUGGAAAACAGCAUUCCAAGCCAGUGAAGCACCCAAGUCUCUGAUGUCAGCUCCGUGUCAAGUACUUCCAGAUUAUUAGAACAUAGGAACUUAAAGAAGACCCUUCUGGAGCAGGCCAAUGGCCAUUCUAGUCCAUCAUCCUGUACUCACAGCGGCCAACCAGAUGUCCUUGUGGAACCCACAAACAGGAUCCGAGCACUUGCCCCUGCUGGCUGUCAGUGUAGACAGUUCUGAGCUCCUAGGGAUUAGAUCUGGGACCUGCUGCAGGCAACAAGUACUUGUUCUUCCUUAUCAUUGGCAGAAAGGGAUAGAUACUGUGAAUAUACACGUGCAGUGUUUUCCCAAAUGAUGCUUUCGGAAUCUUAUGUAUGGGCUGUCAGAAUAUCAGUAGUGCUAAGUCUUAAGUCUUGAGAGGAAUACAGCAUGAGAGCGCUGGGAUCCCCUUCUGGGUCUAUAGUUAAAAGUCAGCAGGUGGUUCUCUUCUAGCAAAGGUUUAAGACUGAAAAGCAAACUUUGGGAGAGUCGCCCUCUGUCUCUCUCCUAAUAUAUUCAUUUGUCAUAGGCAGACACACAGCGUAGAUCUUAAUUCCUGAUUUUAAUUGAAGUUGUCAGCUGGGGGAAAGGAGUGAUUGGUGCUGAUGGCACUGUAAACAAAGCUGCUUUAAGAUGUUUCUCCAAAUGAUUAGUGGUCUGUGUUUUAGCUGGAAGUAAUUGUUAUCCUUCCUCAAAUAUCAUUUAUCAAAAAUGCCACCUGCCAGUGGCAGAAUAUAAGACGAGCUAAAAGACCAAGCAGGAUUUAUAAUCAGUCCAACAUGCCCAGAAGACAAAGUCGGAAUUUAAUGUUACCCAAGACAGAUAAAUUUUUAAGGGGGUUAAAAACUUUAAAAACUGAAAUGAAAGAAAUGCCUAGUUCCUCAUAAACUGUCAUUUGUGGCAAUGGAAUGAUACAAUUUGAGGGUGUUUUUGAGUACAGUGGUACCUCAGAUUGCAUACGCUUCAGGUUACAUACGCUUCAGGUUACAGACUCCGCUAACCCAGAAAUAGUGCUUCAGGUUAAGAACUUUGCUUCAGGGGACUUCCGGGUUGGCGCCUCUGGCAAUGGCGGAUUUCCUCCGAUCGGGAGGAAUCUGCUCCGUGGAAAACAGGGUCUGAACCGCCACGGCGAGGCGAAGACCCAUCAAAAACCACAGGCGGGAGAAGCCUGUGGACGUGGGAUUCGGCCGGUACCUUUGCGCCCCCCCCUACUCGCGGGGAAACCCGAUUUCGGGGUUCCGGAGCGACGUGGGGUGAGUGGCGCGGUGCCUUGAAUCGUCUGCUUCUUUCACGGAGUGAAGCCGCAUUGCUGUUGCCGGAGAGCGCUGACUUUUUCCUGUGGAAACGGAACGGAUUGGAAUAAGAAAUUUCCUUUAAUUUGGCACUGAAGCGGAAAGGUAUAAACAGGAAGUCUGCCUUCCGCUUUUUGUAAAUAGAUUGAAGCAAAGACACGGCAAGCUAGAGCUUAGAAAAUCGUUUGUAAAGGAUCAAUUUUCAUCAUUUAAAAUUACUGAACCCCCCUUGGAAGCAGGAGAAGAGGGGGAACUUUUCUGGACUGAUUAAAUUUGCAGAAGACAAGUAAAGAAAAGCAAUUCUCCACCGUCCUGAACCUGGGAGCGGGGUGUCAGGACAGACGUCUUCGGGAAGUUCAUUGACUAUAGACAAACGUUUUUGACAGAUAGUUAAAAGAAGAGAAACAUAUUGAUUCCAUUGUUCCCUUUCGCAUUUAAAAGGAACAAAAUAUCGACAAAAUAUCUGAAAAAGGAAACUUUGUUGUUAGAUUUGCUUUUUUUUUUUUUUAAAGAGAGAGAUGGAUACAAUUAGAAGCUUUUUCCCCUAGAGGGAGCGUGUGAAACUGUUAUUAAAUUCGAACUGGGGAGCUUUGCAGCUGCAAUAGAUUAAGAUCGUGGGAACAGACUCUGACCUUCAACAAGAAUGUACUCGGAGGCUCUGGUGUUGGCCUUUUGUAAGACAAGUGCUUUAUUGGAACAGUUACAUGAGAAGAUGGAUUUGAUGACUGUUGGGAUUGGAAAGUUUGGACAGGCAGUGGGUACUUAUUUAGAACCCACUCAGGAAUUAACUUAGGAGUGUGCUUUGACAGAUCAGAUGAGGGAGGAGGUGGUUGCUGGACCUAGUGAGGCAGAGAUGGAGGGAACUGUGGCCCAGCAGGAACAUGAGUUGUUGGACUUGACAAAUGAACCUGGAGAAAGCCAGAUUUGGAGAGACAGAGUUCUGUUUGGCUUGGAGAUGGGGGGGCUGGAUAGACCCCCCCUAUGCAGGGAUGUUUUGACCUUUCAAGUCUGGCUUUGGGCCGGGAGGCGUUCAGAGUUGUGCGGGCCCUUAACUUUGGAGGGACUUUGAAACAUGCUUUUAAAUACCACAUGGAGUUCAGUGUUGACUUUGGAAAAGGGGCUGAUCUGUCGAGAAGGGACAAAAACAUUGUCAAGCUGGAGUCUCCCGAGUGAAAGGAGCAGAAGACAAAGUAAAGCACAGGUAUAAAUAUGAAGAAGAUCUGCGGAUGGGACAUGGAAGAGAUCCAAGGGCCUCGGAUAUAAGGUUACCAGGUUGAUGGACUAGAUGGAUGGGAUAGAAAGGACUGACAAAACCCGAGACCAGGAGAAAGAGACGUUGGAUGAAGAUUGGAAGAAAGUUUUAAACAAACUAUUUAGGAAAAUCUUGUAAAAGUAAAGAGUAUUAGAAAAAUGUUGGAAUGAAAUUAUUUGGCUUUAGCAGAAAUGUUAAAAAGAAUUAUGUAAGAAUAUGUCAUGGUUAAGAGAAUUUGGUAUAAAUGAGAUUUAAGUUUUAAGUUUUAGGGCCUUUUAUGGUAAGAUAAGGUUAAAAUAGAUUAAGGUAAUUUAAUGACAGAAUAUUAUGAAAGAUGGAAAGGAUUUGCUGAGAUAAUUAAUAACUAGAAUACAAAAAAGGGAGGUGUGAGGAGGUCGAUGAAACAAGGUAAUGACAGUUAAUGAUUUGGGAAUAUUGGAUUUGUUUUUUAAUUUUUUGUCUAUUUUUCCUUUUUGAUUCUGAUGUAUUAUGUGUUUUGUUUUUUUCUCUUUUUGACCUUGUUUUUUUUUUAUUGAUUCGUAUUGUUUAAAUGCUACUUGUUUUUUCCUUCUUUUUUUUCUUUGUUUCUUUGUAAUCUUAAAAUUCUCAAUAAAUAUUAUUUAAAAAAAAAAAAGAACUUUGCUUCAGGAUGAGAACAGAAAUUGGGCUCCGGCGGCGCGGCAGGAGCAGGAGGCCCCAUUAGCUAAAGUGGUGCUUCAGGUUGAGAACAGUUUCAGGUUAAGUACGGACCUCCGGAACGAAUUAAGUACUUAACCUGAGGUACCACUGUAUAUGCAGAGUGCAUCUCUCUCACACACCACAGGGCAACCAUAGCCUGUCAUGUUUGAUAUUAAAGCACAAGCUUUUCUAUCACAAGCUUAAAAGUGGGGUUGGGGGGCAAACUGCCUUCCCUUCCCCCUCUUUCUGCCCCUUUCAGAAAUUGCUGCACACAUGCAUGCCCACAACACAAAAGGUUAUCCAAGCUCCAAGGAUUUGGAGGUGGUUCUUUUGCUGCCCAUUUCCUUCUAUCCUCCACGGGUGUGCCUUGUUUGAUUUGAGAGUAACCUGCUGCACUUUCCCUCCCUCCCUCCCUCCCUCCCCCCCCUUCUGCCCUGCCCACACUAACUGAGCAGGGCUGACUGACAGGCAGGCAAACAGCCACGGAUCCUGCUCAAGCAUGUAUAAUGCAUACCUCCCCACACCAUUCCCACAAGGCAGCCUCACUACGCAAGCAAAAGGGAGCCCCGGCUGGCUUGGCUGUCGUUCUAAAGGCUAAACUGACACACAGCGCCAUCUCCCUGGGGUAAGAGCCACAAGGUCGCCUGGCUUGCUUUGAUUUUAAACGGGGGGGGGAGGAGGCGGAGAAGGCUAGCAAGAUGGGAAGCGGCAAAACAAGAAGCAGAUGUGGGGGGGGGGGCGAGAAAGAAAACUUUUGAGUCUGUUGACCCGUUGCCUGCAAUACACUUGAAGCUGUAGUGCUGAAAGACUUAACUGACUCUGUAACCCGAGAGCGUUGAAAUGGGGUCUGGGCUGUUUGCUUUUAACUGGACAUUUGAGCCGGGAACCCAGAAAGAUGCGAGCGGGUUGCCCUUUGCACAUUGACGCCGUUUUUUUACAAAGCUACUCUUCAUGGAUCUAGCAUUUGAGAAAGUUAGCCUGUAAAUGCGGCGGCUUUUAGAAAAGGAGCUCAAGGUGUUGUGGUUUGGUCUGGGUUUUCCCCAGAGAAAUCCUGAUGCUCUUAGCACACAAGACCAUGUUGAAUGGAAUGGUCCAGGGUCUGUUUCUUGGUUCCUUCUCACCUUUAAAGAAGCAAGCAAAAAGAAAGGGGGAGGGGAGAAAAGCUGGCCUCUUAUUACAGUAAGAUAAUUCCUGCUAUAAUGGCAUUUGUCUAUGUGUAUGUUCAUGGGGAAAUCAAAUGCAAUUUUCACAUGUUAAAUCAGUUUUUGCAUUUCUCUGCAGCUGUAGUCAAAUGCUGAUGGCCCCAUUGACUAGAAAGGGUUAUUUAUUUAUUUAAAAAAGGGCUCCGUCCACAUUCUGUACUACCUUAAUAUUCCAAAGUGGUGCAUUCCAGACUAAAAGGUGCUUUGGGUAUGACUUGUGAGAACACCUUUCUGUUAGAGGUUUCCUGAGGGUGCAAUGCUAUGCUAUGCAAUACCUGGAAGAAAGGCUGUUUGAAUUCAGUGAGACUUUUCUCUGCUAGCAUAAAAGAUAACUCCUAGUGUGUGAAAAAGAAUGCAGGGAGAGUAAUUCAAAACAAAAGUCAAUGUAGAUUCUAGAUUAUGCAGGGUUGCCUUCAAAUUAUAAGUAUGAAUAGAUACACAGAGACACUUAUAUAGACAUACUUGUUAUUAAUAAUUGUAAAAACUCUGAAAACUUUGUUGGGGUCUUAGGUUUUGUAAAUAAGUGAAUGUAUGAAUUGGUUAGAUCCCCUGACUGCAUUAUCUGGAGAUGUAACUUCUGACUUUUAAUAUUUGUUGAACACUCAUUGCCUUGGUUUGUGGAGUAAUGAAUCAUGGAAUUCAUAAGUGACCCGAACUUUGCAAGUGAUGCCCCAAGCAAGGAAAGGAAAGGAAAGGUCCCUUGAAGUCAAGCUCAUGUUGUUAGGUUGAUACUAGUUUCCUUCAAAAACAAGAAAGGCCUUGCCUGUUCUUAUUUUUAAACAAGGCUUUGAUCGCCAACCUGAUUACCAUGAAGAGCGUGGAAAUUCUGGCAAAGCAUUUGUGGACACUCCGUGGGGUUAAGAUUUUAAUGCACUAAAUGAUAACGCUUCUUUUUACAGUGCAAAAGUGUUUUGAAAAUUCCCUAAAACACGGUGCCAGGUUUACACCACAUUUUUGUGAAUUUUCAAAGCGAACGGCAAGGGUACCGUUUAUUUCUCCAUUCUGUCACCUACUCUUUACCAUAUUGCUUUCUCAAACUUGUAAUGCCACAUAUUUAAUAAGUUGAGCUCCAUCAAAUUAUGUGAUCUCACCCUUAAAGAAUUCCUUCCUUUUUGUCUUUUUAAUAGGUCAGAAUGUUUCUAAAAGAGAGUCACCUUAAAGUCAGUGGAAGGUUGUUGCAGAGUAAAUAAGUACAAUAUACAGCUGGUGAAAAUGAGCCUCCAGCUCCUGUGGCUGGAGUAGAUAUUUGAAAAUAGGGGUGUUACAUAAACUAAACUCUGCUCCUUUUUUAAAAGUGAAAUGUUGGGUGGGAAUGCACAAUGUGAAUCUGUAGUAAUUGCUAGUGGCUUUAAUUUGUUUUUGUUUUCAAUUGGAGUCUGGACAGCAUCCAGUCCUGUUAUUAGUGCUAGGGCUCUGCCCAGGACCAUGUAAAUUACUAAUAUACUUCAGAGCAUGUACAGAGGUGCAUUUAAGUCACCACAAAUCAGUGGUGCUCUCAGGGCAGAUGCCCGGAGCCCCACUCAGCAGAACAUCCAGAAGGGCCAUCAGACAUGGUGGGGCUUGUUUACCUAAUUUUUAAGUAAUGCACAUGGCCAGCUAAAGAGGAUGGGACAUAAGACAGUUAAGUUCAGAGCCUAAAAUUACCUAACUGCACCAUUGUCCUUGCUUGACCACCCAAGCCAAGCCAUCUCACCUAAUAAAGCAAGGGUUCCAUGCUAAUAAGCCCAGCUUUCAGGCAAGCUUCAGUAUUGUCUCAUCGUUUCUGUGGAAGUUAAUCUCCGCAGGGAAGCGUUUCCACAAGUCACUCCCAAUAUAUGAAAUCAUAGCAUGAUAGAAGGGUUGACACACUUUUUUUUCCCCUUGAAGGAAUUCUGUGCAUAUGCUGAGAAUCAGUUUGGCUCUGCGUGCCUGAGUCUGCCCUAUGAGGAAACAGGGAUAUAAACUCAAUCACCAUUUUGAUUCUUAUAUUUCUCUUCCACCCUUCUUCCAAGGAGCUCAGAGUGACAAAUUUGGAUUUUGUUAAAUGGUGGGAGCGACUCUUGGGAACAAUACCACGAAGAUUUGGUGCUUCUAUCGGCCAUUGCUUACACUGGAACACCCCCCGUCCUAAGAGUAACUCUGACGUUAAAAAAAAUUACAAGGUGGUGCGUCAAAAUUUAACAGUUGGAAUAAAUGUUUAGCAUAUUUAAGAUGUUAGUCUCUAUUUAGGACUACUGCUUUCUUUCGUUGAUAUUGGCUAGUUAGGCAAAAUGUAGAAUCAGCUGUUUAGUGCUGGACAGUACAUUCUCAGAUGUUAUCCUCAACCCCUUCACUAACAUCAUUGUCAUGCGUGCAGAGCGGGGGGGACUUGGAGCUGUUGUGGUUUUCCGAAGACAAUAGUCUUACUCAAAGCCCUGUUUAUAUGUUCUCUAAUUCAAGCUUUAUUUUGAAUCCUCAUAGCUCAUCCUCUGACAUUGAUGGAUAAUACUGGACUCUGUAUUUGUCUCCUGAUUUAUUUAGUUUGUUGAGGUAUAGAUAUUAAUGCGUGCAGAGAACCCCGAACGCAGUAUUGUCAAGCUUUCAGGUGUGAGGCUAUAUUAGUUCAGUAGUUGUGCAUUGCUGUAAAUCAGCUGAUUAUUUUUGGGAGAGAGUUUAUAACUUUUAAUAAAACCAAUGAGCAACAGAAUAGAUGCACAAAUGCCAGGGACAAAUGGAAGCAUUUUUUGCCCUAAACGAGGAAGGGAUUCAUAGAGGGUGAGGUGAAUGGCAGCUUGGACCUGUCUUGACUCAUACAUUUAGUUGUUCAUUCAGGUGGUUGCUUGCUAGGUGGUGGUGGUGGGGUUUUGGUGGGGAUGGGCUGCAAAAAUGGUGUAAGACAUCUUUGUAAGAUGGAUGCUUAUAUCAGAAGCAGGUGUAAUCCAGAAGUUUCAUGAAAACAGUGAAGAGGCAUAGAAUGUUUUGUAUUUGCAGGGGGUACUGAUUCUUACAAACAGAACAAUUGAUGGCUGGAAGGAACUGUAGGAUGGUGGGAACUGAUUGGCCAGAGAACCUCCUUGUCUCAAUCUUGGGAACAAAGUAAAGGGGCUUGCCAAUUAAGAAGGAGAACCUAGGUCACGAUAGCCAACGUGUGCCCUCCAGAUGUUGCUAGACUACAACUCCCAUCAUUCCUGAUCAUUGACCAUGGUGGCUGAUGGAAAUUAGAGUUCAGCAGCAUUUGGAGGGAACCACAUUGGCCACCCCUAUUCCAGACUAUCUGGGAAAAUCAAAAUCUAUUCAUAAGGCAUAUUCUUAGGUUUGGUUCAUACUGUGUUUUCACCACAUACUUUUGAAGAGCUGGAGGGGCACUGCAUUGACUACUCCUGACCUAGGUGAUGCAUAACCUGCUAACCUCACAUUUUGGGCCAAAUAAGUUUUGGUAGGAUUCUGAAGCUUAAUGCUUGAUGGUGUGGGUAACAGUGUUCCUCCAGUUCUGCUUUGAGAAUCUUGCACCUAGUCACUCACUAUAUGAACUGGCUGAGAAGUGUCAUUGAAAGAACAGCAGGCUUUAUGGACCAAGUCACAUGGUGUGUGAUAUCACAGCUCAGCACCUUCUAGAAAAACUUCAGAACGAAGGUUGGGCAAAACGGACGAGUUGUGAUUUUGACCCAUCUUAGAGAAGGCGGAAACUCAAAUGAUACUGACUUAACAGAAUCAAUUUCAUGUCAGCCAAGGCUUACAGUGACUCUGUGGAGCUGAGGUAAUGUUUUAGUGACUCAACAUAGGCAGGGGCUGCACAUGUAGGAUCCAGCCACAGAAACAGGCACCCUGCCAGAGGGUUGGGCUAUUUACAUAUUACACUAUUCACAUGGGAAGUGCUUGCAGAAAAGCAGCACCCACACAGCUGAGAGAAUGCUUAAAGGGCCCUUGUGGUGAGAAAACCCUUUGAGCAUAGACUGUGAGGGGACAGCUGUAUGAGGUGCAAGGAUUGUGUGCGUGCUAUAUAAAUCCAGAAGGGACAUAGGUGGCGCUGUGGUUUAAACCACUGAGCCACUUGAGUUUGCUGAUUGGAAGGUCGGUGGUUUGAAUCCCUGCGAUGAAGUGAGCUCCCGUUGCUCUGUCCCAGCUACUGCCAACCUAGCAGUUCAAAAACAUGCCAGUGCAAGUAGAUAAAUAGGUACUGCUGCGGUGGGAAGGUAAACGGCGUUUCUGUGUGCUCUGGUUUGCAUCACGGUUUUCCGUUGCGCCAGAAGUGGUUUAGUCAUGCUGGCCACACGACCCGGAAAGCUGUCUGUGGACAAACACUGGCUCCCUUGGCCUGAAAGCGAGAUGAGCGCCGCAACCCAUAGUCACCUUUGACUGGACCAGGGGUCCUUUACCGUUACCUAUAUAAAUCCAGAAUAAUUCACUGUAGCUUAUCUAGUAAUGUUGUUGUUCGAUUUCUACUUACAAAAUGGUGCACUUUCCCUUCGUUUUUUGUAAUACACAAAAUACUUGUAGGCGUACCUCUGUAAUGCAAUACAUUUCCUUCAUUAAAAGACUCGUUAGGAGGAAAAGUAGUAUUUUCUCCCUUUUGGGUGGUGGCUUGCUAGAGUUUAUCCAGUUGGUUUUUGUGCGUGUUUGCAUUUUGUCCUUAAAAAAGAAAAGUGUGAGCAUGGUUAGUUCCAAGCUACACGCCCUUCUAAAAUUUAACACUCAAUUCUUUAGAAGCAAGAAUAGUUUGUUUCUUCUCUCUUGUCUUUUUUAUAGCCUUCUCAUAGCCUACAGGGUCCGGUUGUGGCCAGACACAUAAAGGUUGAAAUAUUCUCAGGAAUGCUGAUUUAGCAGCUUUUCUGUUCUGACUUGUAAGUGCUGGAAUUCCUAUAAGAAGAAUUAGCCCAGCUUCCAGAAUCUGAACAAAAAGUGGAAUGUUAUCUUUUGAUUUGGAAAAAACUAUUUCCUCCUACUGUCUAUAACAUAGUAGCAAUGUUUAGAAAUGGCAUGUUCCAAGAAUGUAAGGUGUUCUGAGGAUGAAUUGGAAAAAGUAAAUAAACUGAAACAACUGAAGUUGGCCACAAGUCCUAAACAGGUUUAAGGUGAAAGCUCCAUUAAAUACAGUGAGAUUUAUGUUAUGUACUGAAGUUCUCACCCUGGGCUAGCAGGGGGAUACUGUAGAUAGUUCAGGUCCACAUAUGCAAAUAAGGGAUCGAAAGUGACGUUCAGUGAUUGGAUAGUUACAGAAAAUGGUUACUGCUGCGUUCUAGUGGAGCUCUAUAUAAGCAGGCUGGCUGAACCCUUCAGUUCUGUUCUGGCCUGUGAAUAAACAAGAGCUGUUUGAAGAAUCGCUGUGUCGUCUGAUAUGUUCACCCACAACUUAACAAUUUACUUCUGCAUAAAUAUAUGGAGAAGGGCUGCAGCUGAGUGAUAGAGCAUCUGCUUGCAUGCAGAAGGCCGCAGGUUCAGUCCCCAGCAUCUCCAGGUAAGGCUGGGGGAGACUCCUGCCUGCAACCCUGGAUUGCAGCUGCCAGUGUAGGCAGUGUAGGCAGUAAUGAGCUAGAUGGGCCAAUAGUCUGACUCAGUACAGUGGUGCUUCGUCUAGCGGUUUUUUCGUCUUGCGAAGCAACCCUAUUAGCGGAUUAGCGCUAUUAGCGGUUUAGCGGCUAUUAAAGGCUUAGCGGCUUAGCGGCUUAGCUGCUAAAAGGCUAUUAGCGGUUAGCGGCUUAGAAAAAGGGGGGGGAGCGAAAAAAAAUCUCAAGACUCGCAUAGGGAAAUUCGUCCUGCGAAGCAACUCAAAAACGGAAAACCCUUUCGUCUAGCGGGUUUUCCGUCUUGCGAGGCAUUCGUCUUGCGGGGCACCACUGUAUAUCAACUUCCUAUGUACUGAUGCACAGGAUCCAGAGUUGUAAACUCAUUGAAAAUAAUAGAUGACAUUUAGGUCUAGCACAAAUGUAACACUGCCCAGUUUUCUAAUACAUUGCCUAAGUCUGAGUGCUUCACCCCCUGUUCUGUUCUUCCUUGCACGUGAAUUCCUCCCCCUUUUAACUUCCAGUCCUAACCAUGGUUAGCAUUUAUUUAUUUGUUCAUUGUUUAAGAAAAUGUCUUUACCACUCAAUUGUCAGAAAACCUCUAAGCGGUUUACAAAAAACAUAAAUAAAAGUUUAUUGAUAAACAGUUAGGAACAGGUAUUUAAAAAUAUUCAAAAGAUGAUUAUACAUGCAGUUCCGUCAGGUGGAAAUGUAUCAACACCUACCCUGUGAUGUUGUGGAUGCACCAUGUAUUUUGUUGGUAAAGCUGGGCUGGCCUACAUCUGUCUCGAGAGACAAUGGAAGAGUGCGCCUUUGGCAAUAAAGUCAAAGCAUUGGAGAGUUACAUCGCCUGCUGUGGCUGUAGAGACCGAUAUGGGAGAGACAUGUUUUAUUGCAGAUGGGACAGAUGGAAGUGCCUGGUUUGCUACUACAGGUACACCAUGGCGUUUCUGCUCUCUGCACUCCUCCCAGCGUCAUUCCUCCUCUGGUCACUGUUGUCGAUACAUUAAUAAUAUAUAAUAAUAAUAAUUUAUUAUUUAUACCCCGCCCAUCUGGCUGGGUUUCCCCAGACACUCUGGGCGGCUUCCAACAGAAUAUUAAAAACACAAUAAAACCUCAAACAUUAAAAACUUCCCUAAACAGGACUGCCUUCAGAUGUCUUCUAAAAAUCAGAUAGUUGUUUAUUUCCUUGACAUCUGAUGGGAAGGCGUUCCACAGGGCGGGCGCCACCACCGAGAAGGCCCUCUGCCUUGUUCCCUGUAACUUCACUUCUUGCAGUGAGGGAACCGCCAGAAGGACCUCGGAGCUGCACCUCAGUGUCUGGGCUGAACAAUGGAGGUGGAGACACUCCUUCAGGUAUACUGAGCUGAGGCUGUUUAGGGCUUUAAAGGUCAGCACCACACUUUGAAUUGUGCUCAGAAACAGGGAACCAAUGUAGAUCUUUCAGGAUCAGUGUUACAUUACCUGUCUGUCUGUUUCCAGGCAUUGCAAUCAUCUGCAAGGGAUUCCCAUACGGUGGGGUUAAUGUUGCCAGCCUUCAUGUCACAUUUGCGGACAACCUUGUAACACAGAAUUAUUCUGCCAACAGGCCCGUAGAGCAUGUCCUUGGGGACCCUGUCAUCUUCUAUUCUGUGGAUAUGAGCAAGCCAGCAUAGACAUCACUGAGACAGAAGUGUGAACAUGCUGGGCAUGUGGGCUUGGGAGAGCACAUCUUUGUUUGAGACUCUGUCCUGCCAUGUGAUGCCCGGAAUCUUCUUGACACAUAUUUAAUCAUGUGUUCAGUGGUGGAUUGCUCUGAAAGGCUAGGAUCAAGCUCCACAGUUGUACCAGCUUUUACGAUCACCUACCAUUCUGACUUCUGUGCAGAAGUGAUGUCUUGACUUUAAAAAUCUGGUUUCAAAGAACACGGAAUGCAGUUCUAGAUUUCAGCUGGCUUGCUCACUUUUGACCUGGGCUUAUUCAUCCUUUUCCCUUUCUCCUCUAGUGACGUAAAACAUCCAUAUUACGUUCCCUCGUGGCUCAGCCAUUACUUUUGCAGCACAGACCAUGUAAAACAGUGCAUUUCUUUGUCUUCCUAUUCCACUUCCAAUUCAUUUCAUAGAAAGAAAUGAGGCUAUUAUAAGAAAGUCAAUUCAUUAACCUUCACAAGUGGCAUUUUAGACUUUGAGGCCAACAUUGUUCUAGAAUUAUGACAAGUACCACUGUUGAAGAACUAACUUGUCCACUAAAACUCACUUUUACCUGGGUGACUGCUGCCACUGCGUUUCUCCCCUUCUUCCACCGCCCUCUACUGCUGCCACCCCUGCAGCAGUAGAAGCUUACAGGUUCAUACUCCAUCCCACAGCUUCUCUCCUUCCUCUUCAUUGGGCAGACAAAGAGGUGGGCCUUACUAUGGCCACUUACCACUUCUAAUAAGUAGGACUGCUGGGUUUUGGUUAUUUGAAGAGGUGGGUGGCCCAUAGCCAGACAGUGUACUCCCGAUUGAAGCGUUUGAGAACCAGGACAUUCGCAGGGAUACCAAAAUGCUUGUUUACAAAGCUAUUGUACUACCAACCUUGCUGUAUGCUUGUGAAACAUGGACCACUUAUAAACGCCAUCUCCAACUCCUCAAAAGAUUCCAUCAACGGUGUCUCCCAAAAAAACUGCAUAUCACUUGGGAAAGGAAGACAGGUGAACUAAUGCCAGUGUACUGGAAGAAGCUAAGAUCACCAGUGUCGAAGCCAUGAUUCUUCAACAUCAACUUUGUUGGACUGGUCAUGUUGUUCAGAUGCCUGAUUAUCGUCUUCCAAUGCAACUACUAUAUUUCAAACUUAAAAAUGGAAAGUGUAAUGCUGGUGGUCAACAAAAGAGGUUUAAAGACUUUCUCAAGGGAAAUAUUUUUUAAAUGUAGUAUAAACACCGACAAUUGGGAAACUCUGGCGUGUGAGCGCUCCAAUUGGAGAAUAGCCUUUACCAAAGGACUUUGAAGACGCUCAAACUCAGGACGAAACAUGCUUUGGAAGGAACCUGUGGCAAACCCUCACCAUGAUCAGCUCCCGCCCAGAAACCUAUGUCCCCACAGUGGAAGGACUUGUGGAUCCAGAAUUGGCCUCCACAGUCACUUACGGACUCACUGUUAAGACCGUGUUCAUGGAAGACAGUUUUACUUGACCACGAGUGAUCGCCAAAGAAGAAGAAGAAGUUGUUAUUGUCAAGGCCUGACUCCUCCUUUACAUUCCUGCUAUUCUGACAUGGUAUGUGUGUGAGAGAUUCACUGCAGAACACGCUCUAUGAUUCCUUAUGUUCCAGCCGAGUUCUGCUUAUUAGAGGAGGAAGGUAGCCAUACCCUGGGGCAGGAUGCUGCUUAGUCACACACACACACACCAUCCUGCUGCCCAAGACAUGUGCUCCCUCUUGUCUCCCCUCUGUCUGGGCCUGGUUGUUUGUUGCUAACACUGAAGCAGUCUGCAUUGUGAUAUAAUUGGUCCUAAGAAACUACCAGAGAAUUUAACACAUUUUUAGCUUUUCUGCUUCAUUUCCAGUGGUUUGUGAUGUGCCCCCAAAUAAGGCAUUUUAUUUGUGAUUUAGUUGGUGCUAUGUGUGGCUCUAUUCUUUUCUCUGUUUUUUAAAUCUUUUAAUUACCUCUCUUCCUCUUGCUACUGUGCAGCAGUUCACCCAAUGGUGAACAGCAAUGCUCUGCAACAUUAGGAGACACUCACUGAGGGCUGGGUAGGGAUUUGGAAUUGAUGGACUCAUAGAACCAACAUGGCAAAUUGUUCCACUGAAUCUUGUUUGCCAUGCUGCUAUAGCAACAGUCUGAGACCAUUAUUAUUUUUAUCCUGUGAAGUUGUUCAGAAGAGCCUGCCUUGCAGAUGGCUGUGUUGUCUGCGGUAUAAUUGCUUUUCAAUGAAGCAUCUUCAUCCUGGAGAAAAAGGAGCAGAUGCAAAGCAGAGACUUGAAAGAGAACGUAUAAUUGUCAAAAAAGGAGGUAUGGUGGAAGAACACUCCCAGUGUAUAUCGGAUCAGCUGAGGAGUGUUGUCUUGCUUGAGAACACCGGGAUAAAGCAAGAUGUUUCUAGAGUUAAUUAAUCAGAUUAUCUGAAUGAUCGCUUACAUCCAUGUGAACCUGCUGACAUGGCAUUGACAUCUUUGAAGGCUCUGCUCUCUGGUCUGUCACUAGAGAAGCUUAGGUUGGCCAGGUACUUCUCAAUGGGGCCUCACAAUUGGUGGAAUUCACUUCUCUGGGAACUCUCAUUGGUAACUCUCUUCCGUCUCCAUCAAAACAUCUUUAAGACUGCAGAAAGAAUGGUACACCUGCAUCAGCACAACCAGGCAUCUUCAGCUGCCAAAAACAUUCCUCUCCCAUAUUGGUUUCUACAACCACAGCAGGCGCUGUAACUCCCGCAACCAUUUGACUUUACUCCUGAAGAUGCACUCUUCCAUUGUCUCCCAAGACAAGACAGAUGCUAACCAAUGCGUUUUUACUCUGCAACACCAUAUUACAUUGGUCAUACACAUUUUAUUACAUUUUUUAAAAAUUACCUGUUGUGGUGGUAUUUUGAAAUGUUAUCACUUUUCUGUUAGCUUAUUACGCCUCUACUCAAAGAUCUGAUUUGUUACUAGACUGAGAGCAAAGUGUUGUAUUUAAUAUUGAAAGCUCUUAACAACUUGGGACCAGUUUCCUUGCAGGAUCACCUCAAGCUAUGUGUGCCCACACAACUUCUUUAAUAUGUGGAACUUAGUCUGCAUCUGUGAGGAAACAAUAUUUUUGUGUGGCAGCACCCGUGCUCUGAAACUUCCUGCCUGUGGACAUCAGGCAGGUGCCUUUAUUGUACUGUUCUAGACACCUGUUAAAAAUAUUUUUGUUUUGGAAAGCCUACCCAGACAUGUAAACUUAACUCUUCUUCCUUUAUUAGCACCCAACAGCCCAUUAAAAUAUUUUAUAACAAUUGACAGUUACACUUGAUAACUUUAAUAAAAAUACACAGUAAUACAGCUGAGAAACACAGAAUUAAAAUACUAGACCACACACACAAUCAGGCAAUCGUAAGAGGUCUAAUAAGGAAAAACUUUGCCACAUUUUCGUGAUUAUUUGGAUUAUUAGAGACUCAGAAGGACCAGUAGGGAAGGGUUGACUGUUGUCAGAUGUAACAUAAGUGGCACAUGCUGCAGGUUUUCCUAUCUGUCUUCAGCCUGUGCUGGUUGAAGGUAAUGUCCAUUGGAACAAUUGGAACAUUUCAGUGUUCUUGGCAAAUCACAGCUGAAAGUGGUACAACAAAUGACUGCUUUCUAUAAUACUAUACCAGUAAGUUUUUGCUGUGGCUGAAUGCCAGAUUAUAGAUCAGGCAUAGGCAAACUCAACCCUCCAGAUGUUUUGGGACUACAACUCCCAUCAUCCCUGACCACUGGUCCUGUUAGCUAGGGAUGAUGGGAGUUACAGUCCCAAAACAUCUGGAGGGCCGAGUUUGCCUAUGCCUGUCAUAGAUAAUCUGAACACUCCCAGUUGCUGAACAGAACAGGGUAGCAUGGCAGUUUGUAUUGCAGCUGUUGAGCCCAGUGGUCUGUAGCCAGGAUUAAAAAUCGAGGAGUAACAUGUCUCCAACGCCUAAAAGGAAAUUAGAUGUCGUUGUUUGUGGUGUGAAAUGGAGAAGGAAGCAUGGAUUUCCUGUCUACUUCUCACCAUGCAGUCCCAAAGUAAUUAUCAGAUCUUGUUCCUGGAUAUUAUGAAUUGCUCAUUCUUGAAUCAUGUGGUUCUUUUGCAGGUCAGCUUUGUCCUGAAAUCAUAGGCUUGGUACUUACUUUUUCCUUUUCAUGAACUUCCUCCCUUCCUUAUGUGCUCAUGUUGUCUAUAGGAGAAGGUGAGCGUUGAAUGUUGUGAGGGAGGAAACAGUGGCCUCUUGCCUAAUUCCGCUUUCUGGAUUUCUGUGAUGUGACCCCUGGUAAUCUGAUGAACUUGUGUAGCUUUGUGUGCGCACAAAUAAAAGGAAGCCAACAAAAUCCCAAGUGACGAAUGGAAGAUAAUAGUCCGACAUUGGCUUCUGUUAAUUUCCUGCCAUUGUGAGUGGCUGCUUUAGUCAUUGUGAGACUUUAUUAUUGAGGUUUGUUUGAUUGAUGGGCACCCAUGUCAGAGAAGGGUCCCAAGUUAAGGCAAGAAGGUUGCCUUUCCUUCAGAGAUGAAGGUCAGGGGAUGAAUAGCUCUCUUGUUAUGAGUGUUGCAUCAUCAACACACAUGUCCUUCACUCUUUUUUGGAGCCUUGAGGUCUGGGCUGCAGAGAUUUCAGUAAAUGUAAAUAAGAUGCAGUGUUUCUGUUCCCAAGUGUCCCAGGUUCCCAAGGAGGGGAAUAAUGGGAUGCAUGCAAGCAGCCUGGUUCCAGGCUCAAUUGCUCUAUAAUCAUGCAAACUUACAAGUAGUGGUUCCCAGGCGCUUGGUUUUGUCUGGCAGUAGAGAAAGCAAAAUAGAGCCUCUUGACUUACAUUAUUGCUGCACCUUGCCCAAGUUGCCAGAGUGACUUCUUUUUGGUUCCGUUAUCUCAAUGGUUCUUAGACCCCAGCCUGGCUUCUGGAGACUGAGGAAAUACAUUUUCCCACCAACCAAGAAAAUGUUCACGUUUUUGUGUUCUGAGAAAAGGUAACUGUCCCUUCAGUUGAAAUCUUACAUAAUCAUACAUUGCUCCCGUGCAACAAAAAAGUUACAGUGAUGCAUUUUAUGCAACAAGUGAGUAAAAACUGUGUGUGUGUGUUUUGAGGGAAUGGGAAUUUGGAAAGGUCCUCAUUUCCAGGGAAGGUUCCUUCAUUCUGAAACACUUGCUGUUAAGGAAGAAGUAACAGAAAGGUGGAACGGGCUAGAGCUAAGAUGUAAAAUAUACAUGUUGCAAAAGAUCUCUGAUUCGACCCCUGGGAAGUCCAAGAAGGAGAUGAGAAGGUCUUCUGCCUGUGAUCUUGGGGAGCAACUGCUAGUCAGUUUAAAUAAUGCCAAGCUAGAUGGAUCUGUGAUCUAGCUUGAAACAGAUUCAUAUAAUUGUGUCCCGCUUAUACCUAUUAAGAAGUAUCAAAGUGGUGCAGGGGGGAAAAAUGCAAAAUACAACAAAACAAAGAAUAAAAUUUUAUAAUCAAUUUCAUAUCAGUCAAAAUAAAGAAGAGGAGCAGAACAGAAACAACAGCAGAGCAAAUCUCAGUAAAAACCACAAUUACAAUUGCAGGACUGCACUGGCUGCCAGUUAGUUUUCGGCCCAAUUCAAAGUGCUGUUUUUGACUUAUAAAGCCUUAAAUGGCUCAGGACCACAAGACCUCAAGGACCACCUCUCUCCAUAUGAACCUACCCAGACCCUUCUUCAUGUGCCUCCUCUAUGUGAGGUCAAGAGGGUGGCAACAUGAAAAUGGGCCUUUUCUGCAACGGCUCCCACCUGUUUUUCGUUUGAGGUUCGGCUAGUGCCUUCAUUAUACACACUUAGGCACCAGGUGAAAACGUUCCUCUUCAACCAGGCCUUUGGCUGAUUUGACAUACAAUGCCCUUUUAAAUGUGUUGUGGGAGGGGAGAUUAUUGGUUUGGUUUGGUUUGGUUCUUAUUUUUAUCAUGUCUUUUGUGGUUUUUAUAUUGUAAUUUUAUGUUGUGAACCGUCCUGAGAUCUAGAGAUGAAGGGUGGCAUACAAUUUUUAAAAAUUUAUUUAUUUAUUUAUUUAUUUAUAAGUCAGCUUUAGAAAAGCAGUGUUUUGCAUGCUGGUUAAAUUUCCACUGCAGGGAGUUCCAGGCCCCUAGCAAGGCUACCAAGAGGACCAUGUCUCUCCUGUGACAGAGAGCAAGGGGUUUGAAACUGAUCUGAAUGGCUAGGCAGGUUUAUAUAGAAGCAGGCAGACUCUGAGAUAACUGGGUCCAAAGCUGCUUAGAGGCAGAUCCUAGGGCAGAGAUGGGGAAACUAUGGUCCUACAGGUGUUAUACAGUGGUACCUCGGGUUACAGAUGCUUCAGGUUACAGACUCCGCUAACCCAGAAAUAGUACCUUGGGUUAAGAACUUUGCUUCAGGAUAAGAACAGAAAUCACGUGGCGGUGGCAUGGUGCCAGUGGGAGGCCCCAUUAGCUAAAGUGGUGCUUCAGGUUAAGAACAGUUUCAGGUUAAGAACGGACCUCCAGAACGAAUUAAGUUCUUAACCCGAGGUACCACUGUACUCCCAAUUCCCAUUAGCCCCCCCCCAGCACAACAGAGAUGAUGGGAGAUGGAGUCCCACAACAUUUGCAAGGCCACAGGUUCCCCAUCUGUCCUAGGGGAACCUGCGUGUGUGUUUAUGUACUGUUCCAGAAGCUUGAGGGCUACUGUGGGUGAGAAGUCAGGAGGGCAGGGGCUGGAAUCAGUGGUUGAUCAAUAAAACUUCUGUUCUCAAAAUGAAUCACUAUAAUCUCCGAGAAAUAGUCUGCUUCUGGAUGAACUGCAGGAGCUGGCCACGAGCCCUGCACAACAAUUGAGGAGGAAGCCCCUGCAGUUCAGUCCAUGGCAUACACAUGCCCAAUUCUGUGUUAAAUGUGGGCUGGAGCCCAAAAGAAGAUGCUACUGGUGAAAUGCCUGAAGCUACGAUGGUGGGAAGCAAUUCCAGUAUGUUUGUUCUAAAUGACGUUCCACCCAUGUUACCUGGCACAGGCUCAAAGCAGUGCGAAAGCUUCCCAGAGCAGAAGCAGAUGGUCUCUGAACAGGUCUUCUUUCCCACUGUAAAGAAGACUUGGAAGGUCAGUCCUGCCCUGAGUCAGUUUGUUAAAAUUGCCAGACUGUGCCAGAAUUUUGUCUACGCUACAGCUGUCAUUGGUAAAUCUGCUGGUGAGAUGUUGUUGUUUGGCUUUUGGACUGUGACCCAGGAAAGAAGGAGAGAACACAAUGUGACAGGGAUGGUUGCUUUCCAGUGGAGAGAGAAGCAACCAUGAGGACUUCUUUUUUGGGUAGAACCAUUAUGCUUUAGUGAGUAUUAGCCUUAGGUGUGGUUCAGAUCAGAGAAGAAGCUCAUUACAGGGCUACCUGAGUAUGUAGAACUACAAAUGUGACUAUAUUGUAGACUCUGAAGAGUUGGAAGGGACCCAACGGUCAUCUAGUCCAACUCCCUGCAAUGCAGGAAUCCCAGCUAUAUCCAGUCCCAGAAAGAAAGAAAGAAAGGAAGGAAGGAAGGAAGGAAGGAAGGAAGGAAGGAAGGAAAACUGGGUAGAGAAGAGGUAAGGGUGGAGAAGCAGUGGAGAAAUGCCCCAAAUUGGGCUGGACUAUAUUUUUUUUGGGGGGGGGGAUGAACAAAUUCCUAUGCCCCACAAAUAACCCAGAGAUGCAUUUUAAAUAAAAGCACACAUUCUACUCAUGUAAAAACACGCUGAUUCCCGGAUUGUCUGUGGGCUGGAUUGAGAAGGCCAUUGGGCCGCAUCUGGCCCACGGGCCUUAGGUUGCCUACCCCUGUCAUAGAUGCACAUUUGAAACCUUCACAUGGGGAAAAGCUGCUGGCGAAGCAGUUUGGUGCAGGGAACUAGUAAACGAGAAAAGAGUCCAGUUCCUUCAUGUUUCUGCUCUCAAUCAUUCCUUCCCAAGCAGCUUUUUCCAACCAUGGGGUCAGGGCUCUAUUGCACAGAUAUGUGGAGUCGAAGCACUUAAUAUCAUUUUCCCCUACUACAACUGCAUUUAUGGAACAUUUUCUGAUUCUCUUCUGUGGUGUCUUCAUUGUACUCUUUCUUCUUAUAGACCCCAUCAAACCCUAAGUAAUUUCUCUGACAUUUGGCUGUAAAGUUUUCAUACAUCAACACCAUGCUUGUAAACACCACUGUUCUCAUUAUAUGGAAUAAUGAGUUAUAUUUGUCCUGCUCUGGGUUAUUAUAGUGUGUAGCCGCUAGUUCAGCUACUUCUUAAUUUAUGGGCAAUAUAAAGCAAACAAAAAUGAAAUUGAAUUAUCUCUCUAUCUGAACAAAAUGUCCAUGGUGAUAGCUUUAAAGUUUAUUACUGCAAGGAAGAAUGGACAUAAUUUUGGCCAUAAAUUAUAUGCUAGUCUGUUCUGCCUAGCAUUUUAAGAUUGUUGUUCAUAUUCAAGGCAGUUGUGCCUAGCUCAGCUAGGCAGCAACCUUGCAAUAACUUGACAAGUGGGAAAUGAUAAAAAUGCUGCCUCCACUAAUCUAUAUUAAUCUCUUCUUCUUCUUCUUUAGCGAUCACUCAUAGCUGAGUAAGAUUGUCUUCCAUAAACAUGGUUUUAACAAAGAGUCCGUAAGUGACUGUGGAGGCCAGUUCUGGAUCCACACGUCCUUCCACAGUGGGGACAUAGGUUUCCGGGCAGGAGUUGAUCAAGGUGAGGGUUUGACAAAUGUGCCUUCCUCUUAGCAGAACAGAGCCUUACUGCGAAGACGGUUUAAUCUCAUACCCAGCAACUUGCACCAGUUGAUGCAAGGAUCACCUAGGUUGCUAAAAGCUUGUGUAGAGGGGGAAAACACAACAAAUUUUCUGUUUUGUGGUGACUUUUAUACUUCAGCUCCUUGCAUGGCAGUGAUCCCUUUUGUUCUUGUGCCUGAGGCUUGUGAGCAGUUUGCCACAUAUCAGGACCAUGGGUUUAAAAUGUCAGGUUGACCACUGGCCAGAAAAUCAUAGAAUCAUAGAAUCAUAGAGUUGGAAGAGACCACAAGGGCCAUCGAGUCCAACCCCCUGCCAAGCAGGAAACGCCAUCAGAGCACUCCUGACAUAUGGUUGUCAAGCCUCUGCUUAAAGACCUCCAAAGAAGGAGACUCCACCACACUCCUUGGCAGCAAAUUCCACUGUCGAACAGCUCAUAAAGUCAGGAAGUUCUUCCUAAUGUUUAGGUGGAAUCUUCUUUCUUGUAGUUUGGAUCCAUUGCUCCGUGUCCGCUUCUCUGGAGCAGCAGAAAACAACCUUUCUCCCUCCUCUAUGUGACAUCCUUUUAUAUAUUUGAACAUGGCUAUCAUAUCACCCCUUAACCUCCUCUUCUCCAGGCUAAACAUGCCCAGCUCCCUUAGCCGUUCCUCAUAAGGCAUCGUUUCCAGGCCUUUGACCAUUUUGGUUGCCCUCCUCUGGACACGGUCCAGUUUGUCAGUGUCCUUCUUGAACUGUGGUGCCCAGAACUGGACACAGUACUCCAGGUGAGGUCUGACCAGAGCAGAAUACAGUGGCACUAUUACUUCCCUUGAUCUAGAUGCUAUACUCCUAUUGAUGCAGCCCAGAAUUGCAUUGGCUUUUUUAGCUGCCGCGUCACACUGUUGGCUCAUGUCAAGUUUGUGGUCAACCAAGACUCCUAGAUCCUUUUCACAUGUACUGCUCUCAAGCCAGGUGUCACCCAUCUUGUAUUUGUGAAAAGGCGUUGAACCAUUCACACAAGAGUGACAUGGAGUAUUAGGCCGUAUAUUGUAUGGCCACCCUUUGCUCCUACUAUGUUACAGUGGCUUUCCAUCAUAGAACUCAAAUGGUUUCUUUUAUAAGGAGGGUAUUCACUCCCUUUGAGUCUUUUAACUGAUAUUCCACAACUACUAGCUUAUCGCUCUGUCCUCUGUUGGUUUGCAUAUGUAGAAACAUAGGAGGAAGAUGCCUUAUACCUAGUCAGUUUCUAGCUCUACACUAGGGAUAUAAGAAGACUUUGUUUUCCAUUCCACCCUGUAUUCUUUGCAUACAGUAGUGUUCCCACUCUGCUGUAGUUCAUCCUCUGCCAAAAGGUACGUUAUUCAUCUUGCUGUCUACUGUGGCAAAAUUGCAUAACUUACUAUGUGAGUUACAUUGACAUGGUGUUAUUCCAUCCCAUUCAUGUCAAUACAGAGGAAAUACAGUGCAAAGCAGGGGGUGUCAUAAUCAGUUGCAUAUUGCUUGUGUACUGAAAGCAAUAACAAACAUAGCAGGCCAACCAUAUUUGCUUAGGAAGGGAUGAGCAGCCAUUGGACACCACAUCAUUCCUCACAGUGCUUCUCCACCCCAGGAGUCAGCCAGCCACGCUGGUCUUGGCUUGACUGAGCUCUCCUCAGUCUUGUGUCUUCACCUACAAGGGGUGUGUCAGAGAGAGAGAGACAGAGACUGCAAUAUUAAGUGAAAGGAAUGGUGAUAUUCUUGCCACAUGCAGACAGGCCAGUGGCUAUUUGUCACAGGCAGCCAGGUCACUGACCAUCUUGCUUGUGAGUCCUGGAAGACCUGCUUCCUCUCUUGCAAGCCUUUUUCCACCUGGCCUAGGAAGGCAGGGCCCUGACUGACUUGUCUGGCUGUUAGACUCUUGGGCUGUGGUAUUAUUUAAGGGGAUUUUUUGGUGGGGGUUGCCGCUGUUAUUUAUAUUUUUUUAUAUCUUUAUUUUAGAUCUUACUAUGAUUUAUGUGGAAAUUGUUUCAAUUUGGUGGUGUAUUUUUUGAUCUUUUAUAUAUUGUUUAUGAUCAUUUCUGUUCUGUUUGUAAUUAUUCCUCCUCCCCUGCCCCGUGUUGUAAGUUGCCUUGAGCCUAGUUUUAACUAUAGAAAAGCAGCAUGCAAAUGAAAUGGUGUGUGUAUUUACAAACAGUGCCGGAUUUACGUAUAAGCUAAAAAAGCUUAGGGCCCCACUCUUUUGGGGGCCCCCAAAAAAUUUAAAGAAAAAAAACUGGAUGUACAUUUCCAAAAUAUAAGAUAAAAAACAAAUAAAACAAAACCUACAUACAGUUAGAGCUGAAUAAUUAUUUCACUAUUAAUAUACUUCUUAAUUGUAUUUCACUACAGUAUUAAUAUACUUCUUCUUAAUUGUAGUUCAGUUCAACAAAUCCUUUGAUAAAAUACAUAUUUUGCUAUGUGCUAAUGGUUGUAGAUACCUAUGAGGUCCGUAAAUUACCAUAUAGCAUAUAUUCAACACAAAAAACAGUGACAAUUUGUUGUUACAGAAAGCUUCAAAAACGACACUAUGUAAAUUGUCUACUUCCUUCUCAUCUUGUGCAGGCAUUUUGUUUGUCAUAUUCAGCAGAUAGAAGAUACAGUUCUGCAUUAACAUUUGAUCCUUAGGAAAUACCCUGGGCACCAGAAGCAGGAAACCGGUGUUACUAUUUUUGAGUUCAAGAGAAAACCAAUGAGAACUGGUCUGGGCAAUGUUGUGAAAGCAUGUUUUGAAAAUAGAAAUGGCUGCUGUUUCUCUCCCCCCCCCCCCCCAUCUUUCCUGUCGUGUGAAAUUCUGAAGAAUAGUUAUAAAUCUAUUCACAUAUAUUAUAUUCUUAGAUAUGGCUAAAUCCCAGCUUUGAGUGUCAUUCACCAUUUAUGAAAUUAGCCUUGCUGUGGCUCCUGCAACCGGUAUACCAACCAAACGCCAAAAGUACUGAUAAGGAACCCUCUCUUGCUUUGGAACUGCUGAUUUUGGCUGAUCUGGCAAACCUGCUAUCAGUUUAUCAGCAAAACAGGUGCAGCAAAGGCAAGUUUCUUUACAGCUUUUUCCUGUACAAAAGCUUGUAUUGUCUCUGAUCUCCUUGUAGUUGGCCUGAAGAAAUCACCUGGCUAAGACUUGAAUUGGAACUCCCUGUCUGUUAUAUUAGCCACCAGAAUGUCAUAGUAACAAAAUAGUCACUGUGUAAACAUAUUGGAGUUGUACUGGAGAGCUGGGACUCAGCUAUUUUAGUCAAAAAACAAUGAUUUGAAUGUGUUAUUAUAAACAUGCAACACCAGUUGGCGCCAGAGAGCAGAAAUCUUUUGUACGUGAUUUUCCAUAGGUCUUCCCCCUUUUGUUACAACUAUCUAAUUUCUGACUUAUUUAUAGCGUGUGUUUUUCCUGUAUGUAGAUCCAUUCCUGAUAGUAGAAAUCAAUCUUAUAUUGACCAUACUUUCCUUUGUCCUAUUUUAAAGCAAACAUGUUCUGUGUUUUCAGAAGUAGAACAAGAGAGAGCUAUGUCUGAACAUGCUGUGGCUUCCGACCUUUAAUACCUGGUGGAUAUCUUCUGUGUUGUCCUUUUUCCUUUCCUUUCAAGACUUUGUACCUGCCAUUCCACUACCUGAAAAUAUGAGCUCCAACCAGUGACUAGAAAUAACAACAGAUGAAUCCUCCAUAUACAAACUCCAGUUGCACCUUAAAGAGACAUGUAUGAUGCGUUAUCUCCCCUGUGCAGCUAUCUGAUAUUAGCAGCCUGUUAAUGGUCUUUAAGGCAGCAGUGAAACUCCUGUAUGUAGCCAUCUCAGAUAGGAAUUUGUGAGGAGGCAGAUAUUAAGCUGUGUGCGGAUAUGAGCCAGGUCUGAAGUUCUAGCAGGCGGGUAGCUUGUCCUUUCAGCAUGUUUGUGUCUGCUGAAUGGAAGGAGACUUUGAAUCUCAAGAGCUCAGUCAAGUGAUGAAUUGGGUUCUACCUUAUGGAAGCUUCUACCCCAAUGAAUCUGUUAGUCUUUUAUAUGCCACAAUAUUUUUUUUUGUCUCUUACUAGUGCACUAGCUUAAGGCUCAACAAGAUGGGUAAAGACUGGAACCUUGGGAGUAGGGGAGCUUUAGUCUCAAUCCAGGUCAGGCCUCCCUCACCUGCUCUUCGUAUUGUGGGGGGCAUAGUCUCCCCUUCAUUCAAGAGGAAACGUUUCUUUAACAUAAUAGCAGAUACAUGGUGCCUGAGGCUGUUUGGAACCACAUCAGGAGACAAGGAGUUAAAGCCCCUAUUCCACAGACACAAGAGGGUCCCAAUCCAGGAUGUUUCCUUAUGUCAUAAAUGGCAAACGAAGACUCAGGGGCCAAAUGUGUCCCUCCACGGGGAUGCGGCCAAGCCACACACCUCACCAGUCCUGCUUUGAACCCCUCUAGAUAAUUUUUGUCUGGCUGGAAUGUGUCCAUGAACUCUUGAUAGUGCUUUUUAUUUGUCUUUUACAAAGGUAAAAAAUUACAUGUGUUGUUCUGUUCACUUUUUCCUCUGGCACCACCAAACAAAGUCAUGUGGCCCCAGGAAGGAAGAAGGGAAUAUGGUCCUUGGAAUGAGAAAUGUUCCUCAUCCUUGUCUUUAUGUCCUUGUGGGUUCCUUGUAGCUCACACUGGGAAACAGAAUACUGAACCAGGCAGACAUUUGGUCUGAUCUAGCAGUACUCUUAUUGUGCAGCAUCUGAGAUUCCCUUCUUUCCCUGGUGCUUUGGGAUUUAACUUGUAGCUGCAUUCUAGCCUAUGUGGCUUAAAGGUAACUGUGUGCUUUGACUGGGACAGGGAGCAUCCGACGGCAUGUCAUGUUGGAGUGUUGUGGGUAUCAAGGAGUUAACACUCUGUGUUCAGUAGAAAUGUUGACUCAGCAUCAUGUGAUGAGUCAGCAUCAGGAAGCCAAGAUAUGGGGAGUUGCCUAAUUGGUCUGUAGCCAGCUGGUAUAAAAAGGUAUGGUUGUCACACACACACACACACACACACACACACACACACACACACGGUGGGGCUUCUCCCCUGUGUGUAAUCCCACUUAUGUAUGCUGAUUCCUGAGUGUAAGAAGAUUGCUUUAUGAUGACGCAAGACUGCAACUGGAAUAGAGUGGCUGGGAAACCCAGCCAGAUGGGUGGGGUAUAAAUAUUAUUAUUAUUAUUAUUAUUAUUAUUAUUAUUUUCAUCUCCGCCAAGCUAAGCAGUUGGCCCCUUAUCUCUCUCGCCCUGACCUAGCCACUGUGAUCCACGCGACGGUCACCUCCAGACUGGAUUAUUGUAACUCGCUCUAAGUGGGGCUGCCCUUGAGACUGACCCAGAAACUCCAGCGGGUCCAGACUCCUUAUGGGGUCUUCGCUGCGAGAUCACAUUCAUCCGGUACUAUACCAGCUGCACUGGCUCCCGGUGGAGUACAGGAUCAGGUUUAAGGUGCUGGUUUUAACCUUUAAAGCCCUAUACGGCCUAGGACCCUCGUACCUACGGGACCGCCUCUCUGGUAUGCCCCACAGAGGAACCUACGGUCUGCAAAUAAAAACAUCCUGAAGGUCCCAGGCCUCAGAGAGGUUAGGCUGGCCUCAACUAGAGCCAGGGCCUUCUCGGCUGCGGCUCCAAUCUGGUGGAACGCUCUGUCACAAGAGACUAGGGCCCUGCGGGACCUGACAUCUUUCCGCAAGGCCUGCAAGACAGAGUUGUUCCACCAGGCCUUUGGUCAGGGCCCAGCCUGACUCCCCCUCUGGCAACCUGCACAGAACUUUGCUUAACGGUUGCCAUUAAUUUGAUUUUAAUUAAUUUUUAUAAUGAAAUGUUUUAGAAUGUUGGAUUAUUUGAUUGUUUGAUUAUUUGAUUGUUGUUAGCCGCCCUGAGCCUGGCUUUGGCUGGGGAGGGCAGGACAUAAAUAAAAUUUAUUAUUAUUAUUAUUAUUAUUAAGCCCUACUUAAAAUACGGCUUGGUUCCUGAGUGCUUCAUGUGGGGGCAUCCUUAUAUCGCAGCAUGUCCCUCUCUCUGCUGUAUAACGUGAUGGGUGGCCUUGAGCAAAAGCGCUUUCUCUCAGCCUAAUUUCUACCUCACCAGUUGUGGCGAGAAUAAAUUGCUUCCCUGAGCAGGGCAGGGCGCGUGCAACAAUGAAACAGUCUUCCCAUGGAGCCUUGGAAUGCAAGACCAAAUUCCAAAAAUAUUUCACUGUCAAGCCAAAUUACCUGAGCAUGGAAAAAAAGCUAAAAUAUGGCACAUCCCUUAUCCUCUCGCGUUGUUGUAUUUCCUCGGUGAGGGUGUAUGUGUGUGGACCCAAGGGUUCCCUAUGGUGGCUUACCUAAAUUAUUAAAAUUUAAUGUUAGGAGCUCCAGGGCCUCACUUACCCAAUUGGACAUUUACGUGGAACCUCAGGUCUGUAUAUGUUUGCACAUGAGGCUUUCCCCUCUCUUGGCCCUGGAGAUGGGAGGCAUAAAAGACCUCCUGUGACAGCAAGUCGAAGGGCCACGAGUGCAGCUGCAGCUUUAGCUAACACAGUGGGGAAAGAGCCUGCAGAACCACCCAGGAGCCUUGUGUGAGGGCAGGCUACAAGUACAAACCAGCUGCAAAUAGAAUAAAGUGUCUGCACAUGUUUUCAGCUUGCUACUUCAGUUAUUAUUGCUAAUCUUCACCCUGUAUGAAUAAUCAAAAGCUUUGCUGCCCUCAAGUUCUGUGAAUAUUGAGUUGGAGGUCAUUCAGACGCUAAUUAAAAUAGUUCUCUUGCCAGCACCAUGUAGAUAAAGAGGUUGAGGAACCAAGUUUUCUACUAGCUCUGGGUUCUUUUAUCAGUUUUCUUCAGCCCCUCCCCACCACCUUCCAAGUCAGGUUUCUACCCAAGCAGCCUACAGUAUCGUUGAAAGCGCGUCUGCUGAAUGAUGAGCUGCAUUUACUGAAGUCCUUGUGUAGUUAGGAAAUGCACUCUUUUCCAAGCAAAGUGUUCUUCCCCACCCACACUGUGUUCUGUUCAAGGUCACAGAUAUAGUUGGCAAGGCUGCUAUAUUCUUCUUUUCGUUGUUGAAAAAUACUACAAAGCUGUAGUACAGUGGUACCGCGGGUUAAGUACUUAAUUUGUUCCGGAGGUCUGUUCUUAACCUGAAAUUGUUCUUAACCUGAAGCACCACUUUAGCUAAUGGGGCCUCCUGCUGCUGUCGCGCUGCCAGAGCAUGAUUUCUGUUCUUAUCCUGAAGCAAAGUUCUUAACCUGAGGUACUAUUUCUGGGUUAGCGGAGUCUGUAACCUGAAACGUAUGUAACCUGAAGCGUAUGUAACCUGAAGCGUAUGUAACCCGAGGUACCACUGUAUUCAUUUUAUGCCUUCAGUAGCUAUUAGCUGUGGAUUGGGGGCAGAUAUUCUAAGAAAAUAGUUCAUGGCUUUGUUUUAGUUUUGAUUUACAGAACUUUAACAUUACAAAUAGGAAUUAUUGAAAGCCCUCAUCAGGGAAGACUAAAAGGAUGAUCUAUUCUAGUGUCAUGUUACAGUGGGUACCCUCAGGGAGGUUGAGCAUAGGCCCAGGUUCAAAAUGUAAUCUAGAGGUGAGGUCAAGCAACAGGUGAAUACCAAAAGGAAUUAGAUACAGCAUAAGUUCAGGUCCAAGGAGCCACAGACCUGUGUUAUUUUCAGCAACUGGAAGGUUCAAAAGGAAGGCCUGAUAUCAAAUCAAAUCAUUGGGUGUCCAAUGCAGAGCACAAAAACUAGCAAAGCACAGAGAAGGAGUGUUCAUUUGCAAUAUGGACAUUGCACUUUGAUCUUCUGUUUCUCUCAACUUUCCAUUGUACUCAUAGAAUCAUAGAGUUGGAAGAGACCACAAGGGCCAUUGAGGCCAACCCCCUGCCAAGCAGGAAAUGUACUCUCUGAGGACAUUUCAUGCAUGUCUGUAGGAUCCUGCAAACAUUUUCCUGAGUAAGAGGAAGAUGUGGAGAAUGGCAUCUCUGGGAAAUAUUUUAGGCUUUUUUAGCUAUAUAGACUGUGCAAAUGCAACAUAGUAGGCUUCUGUGAAAAUCUCGCUGUGUACCCUUUUGAGAUCUACCAAUUAAUUGGUGUCGUGGUGGUCGUGGGGUAAAUGUUUUGCAGUAAGUGUAUAAUUUUGGAAGAGGUCUCUUAGGUUUGUCUGGCUUUAUGGCACCACCUUCUGGACAUACUGUUAAAUUAUUCUGGCUCAACAAGGUUCAUAGUUCUGAGGUGGCAUGACAACAAGGGCCCUUAUUCAUGCAUUACCUGGCAAUAUGUUUGCCAUCUUGAAAAGUCAGAGCUGCGUGGCAUAUGCAAAGAGUAAUCACACGGCUUGCCUGGGCAUAUGAGAUGAGAUGCUUUUCGCAUAGGAACUAACCACACAAUCCCGGUUCUCAGUGUGGUUUUCAUAGUCAUGGGGAGGAAAACCUGCAUUAUACCAUUUAGGUUCCGAAUUUAUUUAACCCUUCACUGACCACUUAUAGAGAUGUUUAACAGCGACGUGUUUAGUAGUCAAGAGCAGAGUUUAUGAUAGUUCGUAUUUCAUUUAUUGAAAUAUAUUUUAUCUCAAAUCUGUUUCAUAAAUUAAUGAUGGAAGUUUGGCUUCCUCAUCUGUUGUUAUUCUCUCCUCCACAGAACAUGACAAGCUGUCAAGGAUUGUGCAUAGGCUAGAGACAGAUUUAUGUGCUUGAUGAAAGCACUUGUAAAUGCAAAUGAGCAAACAACAGUUUUAUUAUUAUUUGUAAAAGUCUGUACAGUAGAAUUACAUUUUCUGGCUCCAUGAAUCUGACCAGUAAUUACAAACAAAAUCUGAACAGAAAGCAGAAUCAGAAUGUCUAGCUCCAUAUGAGCUCUUGCGAAGGAGGUUGCUUAUUUCUGUAAGUGGUUUCUGCCUUCUAAAGGAUACAAAAGCAGUUUGUCUAACAUGCUGUCCCCCUCCCUUAAAAAACUUUCUAUUGUACUUGCAUUUUGUUUGUAAUUAUGGCAUUCAUUGGGCUGUAUGCAAUAUAAUGCUAAAGUGAAGGUUCUGUUAGCACAAUGGAACAUGCUCCCCCUGUGUGACCCCUAAAUCUGCCCUCCACAACUCUCCAGAGUAGUAGUAGUAAUAAUAAUAAUAAAUUUAUUAUUUAUACCCCACCCAUUUGGCUGGGUUUCCCCAGCCACUCUGGGCAGCUUCCAGCAGAAUAUUAAAAUACAAUGAUUAAUCAGAUAUUAAAAGCUUCCCUAAACAGGGCUGUUUAAUAAAUUUAGAGAUGGUGUGGGAUGCACAUGGGUGGAGUAGAGGAGGAAAUACUGUUGUGCUAGUGCUAAUCCUUGUGCUAGCACAGCUAUUUAGUUGCAUACCGCCCAUUGUAGACAUGAUGAAACGUACUAUGAUGCCUAGAACUUGCAUCCUAGGAUUGACACUUCUUCUCAUUUCUCCAUAUAGACAAUUCCUCAUCCCUUCUCGAAGAUGAAGAGCUAGGCAUGGAGGCAAGCAGCUGGCAGCUGAAUAGCACAUCUGUAAAUGGCCAUAGUGAAACCCCAACAACAGCUCGUUUCCCCAGCUGGGUGACUUUUGAUGACAAUGAAGUCAGCUGCAAUUCUCCAUCCACUUUAUCCCCCGUAAAAACAGAUUCCCCACCAUUAGUAGCAACUGCAGCAGCAGCAGUCACAACAACACAGAUCACAGAUGUGAACUCUCUUACCCUCUCCUCAUCCUUUAAGAAAAGGGAACGCCCCAGAAGUGCAUUGGCUGACCUCCCUAAAAUUCAGAAACUAGACCUUUCCUCAAUAACCAGCUUGCCUUUGUUUAGUGGGACACCCCCUUGGAGUGCUACUAACCCUUUCCUUGACGAAUCCCUGAGGGAUGUUCAGCCUUCUCCUAUCAACCCGUUCAGCUCUUUCUUUGAAGAACGGGACAGGCAUUCUCAAACCUCUCCCAUUUCUGGCAGAAACCAGAGAGACUCCCUCAUUAUCCUCCAUCAGGAGCCUGACUGCAUCAGCUUUAAUGAGCCAAGUAGACACCUCAGGCACAGAGAUGCUGUCGAGCAGCUCAAGCAACUCCAGAUCGGGGACCCAGAUCAGCUGAGCAGUCCUACUCUGCCCGACGAUGACCCCACAGUGCCAACUGAGCUAUACAGCACCGUGUCCUUUCUGGGGCCACCUCCGCGAAAAGAUGGCUGGCCAAUGAUGCUGAGGAUACCAGAAAAGAAGAACAUCAUGUCAUCUAGACACUGGGGGCCGAUUUACGUCAAGCUGACCGAGAGCAGGUACUUGCAGCUCUUUUACGAGAAGGGAUUGGAAAAGCCUUUCAAGGAAUUCAAGCUUGACAUCAGCCAUGAGAUUUCAGAACCCAAACUCCAGAACUAUGAUGAGAAUGGGAGGAUACACAGUGUGAGGAUAGAUCGCAUCACCUACAAGGAAAAGAGGAAGUACCAGCCAAAGCCUGCUGUCUCUCACAUAGCGGAGAGGGAGCAGGUUAUCAAGCUGGGUACCACCAGCUAUGAAGACUUCCUCAGCUUCAUCAGGGCGGUCCAGGAUACACUAAUGGAUUUGCCUGCCUCGUCAACAGACCUGAGCACAGUGGGAUUGAACUACCAAGAGGAAGAAAUCACUGUGGAUGUAAAGGACGAGUUCUAUGGCACCUUGGCCAAAAGAGACAAUAGGAUUUUGCAGCACAAUGUGUUGACCAGAGUGCAUGUUCUCACUUUCCUUUCUGGCCUGGCGGAAUGCAGGCUGGGUCUCAACGAUGUCCUUGUCAAAGGGAACGAAAUCGUCUCGCGGCAGGACAUCAUGCCCACUACCACCACCAAGUGGAUUAAGCUGUACGAUUGCCAGUUCCACUCCUGUGUGGAGGAGGAGGCGUUCGCCAGCGCCCGCGUCAUUCAGUUUAACCCCUUGGACGCCUGCAGGUUUGAACUGAUGCGCUUCAGAAGCGUGUUUUCCCAGAAGACAUUGCCUUUCACCUUGAGGGUUGCAGCUAGCAUCAACGGCGCUGAGGUGGAGCUCCAGAGCUGGCUGAUGAUGUCUCCGGGGUUCUCCUCCAACAGAGACCCUCUCACUCAGGUUCCCUGUGAAAAUGUGAUGGUCCGCUACCCAGUGCCACAGGAGUGGGUGAAAAACUUCCGCAGAGAUAGUGUCCUCGGGGAAAAGUCUUUGAAAGCAAAGGUGAACAAAAGCGCCAGCUUUGGAUCCACCAGUGUGUCCGGUUCUGAGCCAGUAAUGAGAGUAACACUAGGAACUGCCAAAUAUGAGCAUGCCUUUAAUUCCAUCGUAUGGAGGAUAAAUCGGCUGCCCGACAAAAACUCUGGUGGGUACUCGUGCUUCAACUGGGUAAUAAUACUGGGAAAAGUUGUAUUUUGGGUGCUGGGUCAUAUUGGAGUAACGUGCAACAUUAAUGGAUCAAACGGUGUUCUGUCAGAAGGUGCAAACAGAAUGCCUGCAUAAAGCGAAGUAAUUACAUUUUUUGAAGAUAUGAAAAUUUGCAACAGUAAUAGUAGUAAUUAAACAUAGCAGUACUUGAUUGUAUUGAAUAUCACUUCUCAUGGUUCUUAAUUGCCUCCCCUUUUUUUCGUUUUGCUUUUCUUCCCACCAUCCCCCAAAAUCUGGCUCUGCUUACCCCAAGAGUUUAUAGGAGUCUCCUCAAAGAGCAACAAUUCCCAGCACCCUUAAGGAACUGUAGUUCCCAGAAUUCUUUGGGGGAAGCAAAGACUGUUAAAGUGGUAAAUGAGUGCUUUAAAUGUAUGAUGUAUAAGGUGAUACAGGAAAAACUUUGUUGGAGAAGUUUGUUUGAGAACCCUUUGCAAGAAAAACUUAGCAGCGUAUGCACAGGGUCUAGUUAAACUGCCCAGAUACUUGUUUAGGUAAAAAUAUCAAAAAUGAGAAGGCAGAAUGGACCCCACCAUCCUUCUCUUCUUUUCUCAGUAUUUCAUUUUUCUCCUCAUCCCGUUUACCAUUCAAAGCCUAGUCUCACUGUCCUCCAACUCCUUUCUUUCCCCCUUUUAUCACAAGCUGUGGCAAAAAACAAAAGCCCUAUUAUAUGAAAAUGUAUUUUUUAAACAUUUUAUACCUCACAUUUCAAAAUAAAAGCUUCAAGGCAACUUGGCAAGCAUGAACUGAAACAUCCAGUGAGAAAUUAAGAAACUAUAUACUAGACACAGCAAUAAAAACCAAUUCAGCAGAGGUUAAAAAGACUAAAAGGAGAAACAUCGAAUAAUCAAAAUGACAAUAAAAGCAUUAACAAAAACAACCUCGAUCAAAAGGAAUCUGAACAACAGGUGUUAGAAUCCAGGUAUGUCCUGGACAAGGUAAGAAUUGCAUCGAUGGCUGGUUUGUUUGCUUUUCUCUACUUUGAAAUGGGACUGGGGUGGGGCGAGAGGACAACAGACCAAAACUGACAUUCUGCAUAUGUUUGGGAAGAAGGAUUUCCUCACAACUUCCUAUCUAGGAAGAAAGAAAGCUCAGAGUCAGAGCUUUCAGGCAUUGGCUCUGGCACUAUUAUGAUUUGGCUGUGGAAUAAGUGUGUUAAGCCAAAAGGCAUAUGCCUAGCUUUAUGCAGAAUCCCAUUUUUCUAACCUUGUGCACCCUUCAUAUCUGCUGCUGGGCCUUGUUCUGACAGGCUGUAAACCUCUCUGGGCUGAACCACUUUAGGCUGCAGGUAGAAGCUGACAUGAAUAAAACUCCUAUAUUCCAAAGCCUCCAAACACGGAGAGCUUGGUGGGCAGGGGGGAUGCUAUAAUAAACCCUUCUCCCUAACAUCUGAUUUAAUUCAGGGGGCAUUAUUUAUUGGUAGGAGUCAGUCAUGUGAGUCCCCACCUGCAGUCGGUAGUGGUUCAUCCCAGACACAGAUUUACUACCUUACUAAUGAGCAGAGCUACAUCUUUCUUUGUAUACAUAAUUUGGGCUGCUUUGCUAUAAAAUGUGAAGGUGAUGACUAUACCCAAAAAAAUAGUGCAAUCCUAUGCUUGUUUACUCAGAAGUAAGUCCAUUAUAUUCCCAAGCAGGUGUACAUAGCCUUAGCCUAAUGGGUCUUUCUGGCAUCUCAUUAAAUUGGCCCAACUUAAGCCUUGCUUUAGUUAUGCGUGAAAGUUUCCCCUUGCUAAGCACAAGGCAAGUGUUGUCACUGCACAGAUGUCUGUUGUUGUUGUGCUUGAGGGGCAGCUGUUUUUAUAUAAUCUAUGUCACAGAACCAGUCCAAAAAAACAACAACAGCCCUAUGCUGUGGAAUUGGAUUCCGUGAGGAGCAUUUAUGUGACUGUUCCAGGAACAGCUUGGUAACUUCUAACGCAGUCCCCUGAUUCAUAAGCAAUGUGUUGAUGCUGGCUGAUAAAACAAGCCUUGUUUACAGCCUGUGAGGAGUCUCAGUCCCAACUGGACAGGAUUCAGGGCUCCAGCGUGAAAGUGUGUUUUUUAGUCAGUCAACAGGCAAGCCGAACAAAGAGUGUUAAGAAAACAUUGAUUCAUCGAAGGAGUUUCUGCCUUGACUGUGGAGAAAUACGAUGCAUUUCAAAGGACAGCACAACUUAAACCACAGCUUUGGAUCUGAAGACUGGAAAACUGGUGUCUAAUCAAUGUUCAUCAUUACGGAAUGCCCCUUUCUCCCUAGUGCAUUAUGUUAAAUAUCUGAAUCCGAAAAUGCUAAAGCACAUUUUCCUAUGGAGCUCACACUGUUUAUAUAGCACACAUAAAAAUAAAUAUAUUCCAGUUUAAACAAUAUAUAUUUGACAGCGGAAGAUUCAACAUUUCAAUAGGACCUACAUCUGAGUAAACAUAUUUAGGAUUAUAGGUUUAGGUCACAUUCUAAUCUGUGCUGCCCAUGUUCAUGCAUGUCUCAACCUGCACUGAUCCUUCACCUGCCCACACUAUAGAUAGGAGGUAUUAGCAAUUACAGUCCAGAUACAGAGGCAUACAUGCUUCUCCCAUACUACCCAGUUCCUGAUUCUAAAGAAACAUCUUCCUGUGCUCCUGUUACUAAUACUAAAUGGCAAAGAGGGAACAUGAACAGCUCUACCCAGACGUACUCUUUGUGACUCUGCCAAGGUUUUCGCUUGCACAAGGUCUGGGGAGGUUAUAUGACAUCCACUAUUACCGUAACUGAGCAUUCAAUUUGAUUUAUGGGGAGGUCAUAUAGUGUUACAUCAAGCAACUGUUAUUCCACCUUUUCCAGUUUGUUUUCCUGUCACUUUCCUUACUGCAAAUCAGGUUUCUUGCAGUGCAAGAUGACCUAAUUCACUGCAAUCACGCAACCUGAAUUUGCUGCCAUGUGACUGAAUCCUACUCACGAAAUAAUGUUAGUCUGAAAAUGGUUCCAGAACACACUUGUCAAAAUGUUGGUGUCACAGACAAAAACAUGCUUUGCAUCCAUGAGAAUCAUUCAAAAGUCAGCACUGGAAUAUGUUAUCCACACAACUUACGUGCUGACUACUUCCUGUAUAUUGGAUGCAACAGGAAUCUGACAUUAGAUCACUGGCAUUAAAGCAGGCAUUUGGGGACCUAAGCCUAGUGUGGCUUGUUAUGGUCACCUAGUAAAUUCAAGGGUGCAGCAAGAUUUGAACUGUGGGUUUCCAGAGUUACAACCCACAAACUUACCUACAAUGCUGCACCAGCUGUACUGAAUCAGUGACUUCCCAAUGUGGGUUUUUUCUUUGCCUUUAUUGCCUUUUCUAAAGGGUAUAUGAAGCUCUCUGUAGUUGUAGUUGUUCUUUAGUCAUUUAGUCGCAUCCGACUCUUCAUGACCCCAUGGACCAGAACACACCAGGCACUCCUGUCUUCUACUGCCUCCCGCAGUUUGGUCAAACUCAUGUUGGUAGCUUCGAGAACACUGUCCAGCCAUCUUGUCCUCUGUCAUCCCCUUCUCCUUGUGCCCUCAAUCUUUCCCAACAUCAGGGUCUUUUCCAGGGAGUCUUCUCUUCUUAUGAGGUGGCCAAAGUAUUGGAGCCUCAGCUUCACGAUCUGUCCUUCCAGUGAGCACUCAGGGCUGAUUUCCUUAAGAAUGGAUAGGUUUGAUCUUCUUGCAGUCCAUGGAUCUCUCAAGAGUCUCCUCCAGACCAUAAUUCAAAAGCAUCAAUUCUUUGGCAAUCAGCCUUCUUUAUGGUCCAGCUCUCACUUCCAUACAUCACUACUGGGAAAAACAUAGCUUUAACUAUACAGACCUUUGUCGGCAAGGUGAUGUCUCUGCUUUGUAAGAUGCAGUCUAGGUUUGUCAUCGCUUUUCGUGUAAAUCCUCUGCGGUCUAGAAAAUAAUUAUUCAACUCUGAUGUAAACAGCCAAAGUUGCUUCCCAAUUCUGAUUUCUAAUAACAUUUUCAGGGACCUUUGGCAAAUCACAUAAGGCUCUUCUAUAUUUGCAUAUCAACUUUACUUUAUGGCUGGCAAACACUGAGUCCAACUUUCUGUUACACAUCUAAGAAUCUUCUAAUUGACUAUUUCCUGAAAAGUAUCAAUGAAAGGGGUGAUUUACAAAGGCAGGCAUUUAUUUGGAGCUUCACAGGAGAACAGCAACUGGGAAUUGAGUUACAGCGGAAGAGCAAAUGGGAGAAAAAAUUAGCAGGCUCCCUUCUGCCACUUCCACUGAAAAUCUGUCUCCUGGAGGUGUUUUUUGGUGAACAAGUGGGGUUUUCCCCCUCUAUCCCUACAUCAUGGUGAAGUGUGUGCCAAAGAGCUCCUGUUCCCUAGAUUUCCAAAACAUGAAAACACAGCACUUGACUCAAGAAAUACUGCCAGUGGGAACUAGCCCAUCCCCAAAUACAUGUUUUAAUUCUCUUUGAAAUCUUGCCUAAGCCCCUUUGAUUUCAAUAGGACUUCGAGCUUUAAUAGUGUUAUAUGGAUUGGACAGUUAGAAGGCUCACACUUGUCUUUAAACAUGUGGGGUCUUUCUUUUAUUAGAGGGGCGUGGGCGUGCCCAUUACUGAUUUAGAGCUUUAAACGGUAUAAUAUCGUAUGUCUUAGUAUGAUCCAAAUGAUUCCAUCAGCUAAUAUUAGUUAUCAGUUUGUCCAGAUGCCUUCCAGUAUCUAUUGUAACAGUUUUAUCAACAGGCUGAUGUAAAGCAUGGAAGAGUCAAUCAGUUACUUUUACAAGAGGUUCUUAAAUACUCUUCUAGAAUAUGUUGUAACAUCAUACUGAAACCUCACAUCAUACUGAAACCCCAGUAGUUUGAUUCUCGUUUUUCAAUAAUGACAUGACAACAGCAUUCUGACUCAUAACCAUUUAAUUAAUUAAGCUGGCUUUCCUGUUUUGUUCUGCUUCUAAGCCUUCUGAAGGCUUGAUUUCAAAGAAAAAGUUUUUGAUUUCCAUGCUCCUUUGCCCUUUUGUAGCUUCUGGUCACCCACACUGCUUCUUCUGCCACCUGGAGCUUGGCUCAGACCGGGAAGUGCCUUCUAACUUUGUCCGCUAUGUGGAUGUGGAGUUUGACAUGCCAACCACUUCAGCAUCCAAAGCCACCAUCCGGUCCAUCUCUGUGGAAGGCAAGACAGAUGUCAGGAAGUGGGUCAACUAUUCAGCACAUUACAGUUACAAGGUACGGGCGAGCAGCUUUCUUCCAGGGAUUAAGUGAAUUGGGGUUAGUUAGUUUGCAAAUGAAACUAUUUUAUAGUAUGUCUAUCGGGACCACGAACUGCAGUGAAUGACUAGAUUCUCCAUGUUGUCUUAUAUAAGUCUUCUACCAUAAAUUUCCAAGUAGAACUACAGUAGGCUUUGUAGCUCAGUGGUAGAUUAUAUGUUUUGAAUGGAAAAGGCCCCAGAUUCAGUCCUUGGCAACUCUAGAUAUCUGAUGGUAGGGCUCAGAAAGAUCUCUUGCCUGAAACUGUUGCACUCCCCUGAGAGUAAACAACACUGAGCUAGAUGGAGCCAGUGGUCUAACUCUGUUGAAGACACCUUUAUAUGUUCAUAAACCUAGGAAGAGGAGAAAUACAUCAGAUACUCCUCCCAUUUUUGCUAUAAGAACAGUGAUGUGGGUGUUGCAGAAGGAAGCUGGGAUUACUGUACUAAGUCCCUACCUCCUUGAGCUCCUUCAUUGUCUGAUUUCAAUCCAGCAGGCUUGAGGGUUCUUCCCAUCAAAUGGAACAUUAUGACACUGAUUCCAUGCUAAUCUCCUCACCCACUGCAAUUUUGCCAACAACAAUGAGGGUUGAUGGGGUUGCUAUGAUUGGAAUCUGUCCCACUUUUGCAGAUGAGAGUCUCAUGUGUAGAAGGGUAUAUGUCCACUGUCUUCACUGUAGAGCAGAGAUGGAGAACUUGACAGCCUUCAGAAGUUUCUCGACUACAGCUUCCAUUGUCACUGACCACUGCCCAUGCUGACUGAGUCUUAUGGGUACUGAAGUCCAACAAUAGCUGAUGGAGGGCCCAGGUUCCCCAUCCCUGCUUCAGAGCAGGUUGCCAUUGGCUGACGUAGAAAUUUUACUGUUCUUUUCCCACAACUCCCAACUUCCUCUUCCUUAUCAGGUGGAGAUAGAGCAGAAGAAGAACUUGAAUCCAGAUGUGAUGGAAGAACACACUGAUAACCCCAAGGGCUGUGCUGUGCAGUGA